This is a messenger RNA of Danio rerio (zebrafish), 48443 nucleotides long. The record is from RefSeq and is a predicted model, not a curated record. NCBI's taxonomy places the organism in Eukaryota, Metazoa, Chordata, Actinopteri, Cypriniformes, Danionidae.
UGUUUUUUAAAUGUUCAGUCACCUCCACUGUUAUUACAGCAAUAUGCCUCCAUCAUCACAACACAUCCAUCUACAGAACUAAAUGCAGUGAUAAGACAGAAGACCACAACCCACACACAACAGUCAUUUAAAAACAUGUAGCAAGCAGCCAUGGCAGAAUCCAGAGACUAUGUUGGAGAUUUCCUGACAGAAUUCAAGGAGCAGAUUAUUGCGAGAGCAACUCGAGUCAGUGACAUUACUGAGGCUGUAAUCUCCCAAAGUCUGAUCCAUGAAGCGGCGGCGCAAAAAGUGCUGGCUGCUGCAACUCAGCAGGGGGCAAUGCGGCUCCUGUUUGAGGCUUUGGAAAAAGAGCCAGCCAUAAACAGUGUGUCCUUCCAUCUCAUCCUGAGAAUGACAGAACCUGAACUCAUUCAAGAACUAGAGUGGAGACAGCGAAACACUAAACACACACAAACCGAGACAGGAAGUCCACCUAGUUCUCCCAGAGAAAAAAGAAGACUAGAGGACAAGAGUGGGCUUUCAAGUGACAUCCAAAAGAGAAAAGACUCGCUAAAAAGGCGUAGAUUUGAGACGAUGCGUGCUAUUGAGCAGAUCGAGAAACUAUGGGAAGGAACUAAACAGGAAAGAACUGAGAUAGACAACAUGAAGCAGAAGAUUCAGAGACAGCAAGAUGAAAUAACCAGAAUGACCACAGAGAAAGGGCAACUGGAGAGAACCAUCACUCACAUGAAAGCCGAGAUAGAUCACAUCCGUGAAAGAAUGGAUCGGAAUAAAGAGGAGGUGAACAGAGAGAGGGAGAGGGUUGAGCAAAUGAGGUCCGACCUCCAAGCAGAGCAAAGCAGCCUGCAGCAAAAGCGUGAUGAAAUAAUGACAGAGCGACAAAACUUGGAGAUGAUCAGAUAUGAAACUUUGAGACAGCAGGAAGAGCUGGAGAGCAACCGUGAAAGCACGAAGCAUGAGAUGGAACGAAUGGAACAAAUGAAAAGUGCCAUACAAGUUCAGAUUAAUGAGAUUGAGAUGAAGAUUGGAGAAACACAGAAAGCAAAAGAUCUGAUGGAACAGAUGAAAGCUGAAAUAGAGGAUGAGAAAAAUGAGUUGGAGAAGAAGAAGGAGGACAUCAAGAGGCAAAGAGAUCAAUUUGAGCAGAUUAAACUUGACCUCCAGCAAGUGAAAAUGGAAAUGGAGCAAAGGUGGCAUGAAACAGAAAAGGAAGGACUGGAACAAAGAGCAGUAAUCCAAAGGGAGAAAGAGCAGCUGAAAUACCUUCAAGACGAGAUUCAAAGAGUGAGAGAAGAGGUGGAAAGAAACCGAGAGUUUUCAAAACAAGAGCAUGCAAGAAUAAGCCAGCUGAGAGCUCAGGCACUUGAAGAAAACAACCUUAUUGAAAAUAAAUGGCAUGACAUUUUAAGAAAAGAAAAGGAUCUGGAGGAGAUGAAACAUGAAAUCGAGAGAGGUCGAGAGGAGCUGGUGAUGAAUGGAGAGCUGGUCAAGAAGGAAUGGGAAAAGAUUGAACAGGCCAAAGUGGACAUACAAAGCCACAUGAUUUCUAUGGAGGGCAGAGUUGAUGAAAUAAAGAGAGAAACUGAGAGGCUCAAACAUAUAAAGACAGAGAUGCAGAGAGACAAAGAUGCCUUAGAAAAACAGAAGGAUGAUACACGGAAAGCUAAAGAAGAAGCAGAGAGGAAGAGGUAUGAGAUUGUGACAGAGGAGCUGGAGCACAGAGCUCGACUGCAGAGAGAGAGAGAUGAGUUGGAGAAUAUAAGAGCAGAGAUGCAAAGAGUGAAUGACGUGGAGAAAGCCAAAAUACUGAAAGAGAAAGAAGAAAGCAUUAGGAUAAGAGAAGAAGCCAGACAAGAAAGAGAAACAACAGAACUAGUCAAUGCAGAGAUCAAGGCUGAAAAAGAACGCUUGAAUCAAAGACAAGAAGAAAUGCUGAGGGAGAGACAGGAGAUAGAGAGAAUUAAACAUGAAACAUUAAGAGCCAAGGAGGAGAUUGAGAACAGUCAGGAUGUCACAAUUAGAGAAUAUGAGAAAAUGGAAAAAAUGAAAGCUGAAAUUCAGGGGCAAAUCGAGGAUAUUGAGAAGAAGGUUGAGGAGAUCCAAAAAACCAAAGAACAAAUGGAAGAGGCAAAGGUUGAGUUGGAGGAAGAGCGAGAGGAUCUGGAAAGAAAGAGAGAUUUGGUAAGCAGAGAAAUUGAACAGGCUGAGUUCCUCAGAAAUGAGAUCCUCAGGGUCAAGGAAGAAAUGGAGAGCCGGUGGCGUGAAACGGAAACAGAGGAAGUCGAACUCAGGGCGAAAACACAGCAUGAGCUGGAACGACUGGAAAAGCUAAGAGAGGAGACAGAGAGAUCGCAGAAAAACAUUGAGGAGAGCAAGAUAGAGCUUAUGCUGUGGAAGGAAAGCCUUGACAAACUGAAGGGUGAGAUGGAGGAAGACAAACAUGUCGUUAUCAUGCAGAUGAAUGAAGCUAAAGCAAAGGAAGAACAGCUGACAAUGGUGAUUGAACAGUUGGAGAUUGAGCGAGGAGAAAUUACCAUCAGCAGAGAAAAGGUUAAAGAAGAAUUAGAUGAAAUCAACAGAAUGAGGAACGAGCUACAAAGACAACAUGCAGAAAUGGAGGACUGGUUUAGAGUAGUGAAUAAAGAAAAAGAGGAGGCAAACCUUGCCAAACUUGCAGUCCAUGAGGCUGAGAUGCUCUUAAAAAAGCAAAUGGAAGAGUCAGAGAAGAGAAGGUAUGAAAUGAUAACAGAGGCUCUGGAGCAAAGAGAUGAAAUACAGAAGAAAGCAGAAGAAUUAGAACAAAUAAAUAAAGAGAUACAAAGAGCAAGACAGGAGCUAGAAAAGAUGAGGUAUUUUGAGAAGGAAAGUCUGCAGAAAAUGUUGGAGGAUACACAGCAAGAGAGAGUGUUUGUUGAGCAAGUCAGAUCAGAAUUGCUGAAGAACAAAGCAGAUCAAGACAAAUGUUUAUUUGAGAUGGACAGUGAGAGAAAGGAGCUAGAACAGAUGAGAUUUCAGGUUGAGAAUGAGAAGAAAGAUCUAGAACAACGAAGGUAUGAGAUGAUGAGAUAUGAUGUGGAACAGAGUGCUCAGGUGCAGAGACAAAAAGAAGAACUUGAGAAGAUCAAAUCUCAGCUAGUUAUUGACACAGAAUCCAUGAACAGAAGCAGAGAGUUAGCGAGGCAAGAUAGAGAGAAAGCAGAACUUCUUAUCGUUGAGAUUCAGGAACAAAGAGAGGAUGUGAAUAAAAGGUUAGAGGAGACAAAACAAAGAGAGGAAGCUUUAAGGCUCUUGAGAAAGGACAUGGAGAAUGAGAGAGAAGACCUGGAGAAGAUACGUGUAGAAACCCUAAGAGGUAAGGACACUUACGAAGAGGUCAAGGAGGAGAUUAACCGUGUGAGAGCAGAAAUAGAGAGGUUGUGGGAUGAGGCUGAAAAGGGUGAUCAGGAAGAACGUGAGAAGAUAAACCAUGAAAAAGAGGAGAUGAUAAGGAAGAUGGAAGCUAUGAAGAGAGAAAUGGGUGAGAUCGAAGACAUGAAGGUGGAGUUAACAAAGCAGAAGGAGAACAUUGACAUGAAGAUGGAACAUGCAAGGUUGGAAAUGACUAACCUUGAAAUGAUGAAAGCAGACCUCCUGAGACAGAAAGAAGAUAUUGAGAACCAAAUGUUGGCAGCAAAGAGUGAGAGACAACAGAUGGAAGUGAUGAGGACUGAAAUCUUAAAACAAAAAGAGGAUGUUGAAAGGAAAAUGGAGCUAGCAAAAGCAGAGAUGGAGAAAAUGCAACAUGUCAAAGACGAAAUACAAAAACAAAGAAAAGAGCUGGAGGAAAGGAUGCAGAAAACCAAACGAGAGAUUGGAGAAAUGGAGCUGAUGAAGAGAGAAAUGGAAGGGAAGAAGAAAGAACUUGACCAAAGGAUGAAACUAACCAUGAGGAAGAAGGAAGAAAUGGAACGACUGAAGAUGGAGAUACAAAGGGCAAAAGACGAUAUGGAAUUUAAAAGAGUGGAAACCGAGAGGCAGAAAUAUGAAAUGGAGCAAGUUAAAGCUGAAAUCCAAAGAGCGAGGGAAGAAUUUGAACUUAGGGUGGAGGAGAGAGAUUUGGAAGAAGAGAAAGAGCAGAUGAAUCUCACAAUAAUCAACCUCAUUCAGCAGAUCGAGGCAACGAGAGAAAUGGUGCACAAAACAAAAUUCCAGUUCGAAAAUCGAAUGGCAGGAAGUCAAAUGGGGACAGCAGACCAAGAGGAGAUGAAUGCUGAGAUGCAGAGGCUCAUCCUGGAGAUCGAACAUAUCCGAGAAAUGCUGCGAGGUCUUAAGGGUGAGGUGGAACAGAACAAGGAAAUCAUGAAGAGAGACAGGGAGGAGAUUAGGCUGUUGAAGAUCGAAGUUCAACGAAGGAGAAGAGAGAUUGAAUACAGGGAAGAAAAGAUCAUGAGAGAACAAGAUGAACUAGAACUCAUGAGCAAAAUGGGGCAGCGCCAAAGAGAAGAGCUGGAGGAGAGACUGGAGGAGGUCAUUAAAGAGAAUGAUAGGGUGGAGCAGAUGAGAGAAGAUGUGAACAAUGCUUUGAAAGACAUAGACCAGGCAAAAGAAGACAUACAACGACAGAGAGAAGUCAUCGCUCAAGAAAAGGUUCAACCAGCCAUCGUUGCCACCAAAAGCUCAGAGUAUGCCAAAACAGAAGAACCAGGAGCCAUUAAAAGUUAUAGAGCAAGUGACCUUGAACUCAGCGCAAGUAUACAGAAAGAAAGACAAGAACUGGAACACUAUAAAGAAAUCAUUUUAAAAGAGAAACAUGAACUAAAUAAGAUAAAGGAAGAUGUAAAAGCAGUAAAGAAUGACGCUGAAGAGAGAAUGAUCAAACUGCAUGAGGAGGAGAAAGAGAUGAAAACAAAACGAGUGAGUCUACAAAACUGGGAAAGACAGCUGCAGACUGAGAAAGAAAAGAACCAAAAAGGUUUAGAUGCAAUAUGGAAUGAGAACCAGCAACUGAAUGAAAGAAAACAACAACUGGAUAUCAAGGAACUACAUCUACAAAGUGAGAAAAGCAAACUAGAAUACAAAAAACCGUUGGAAAUUAAACAAGUUGAUGCUCAAGUCCAAACUGAAUUGAUGGAAGAUGCUAGUGAAUAUGAUAUGGCACUGUCCAUAGAGGAGCUUGAUAAGCAAAGACAAUUUCUAGAAUAUUUCAAACAAGAACUGCUUGCUCAAAAAUGUACAAUGGAGAGACAGAUGGCAGAAAUAGAACUGAGCAGGGAUGAACUUUCUCUCAGAGAAGCUACUCUACAAACAGCAACGCAAACCACAGCAGACAUGGAGUUACAAUUGGAGCUCCAAAAGCAAGAGCUGGAACAAACAAAAGAUGAGAUGGAAAGGACGAAGUUAGAAGUACAGAAAGGAUGGGUUGACCUGCAGACUCAAAUUGCUGAAAGCAGAGAAAAAGAGGAGAUGGUAAGAAUAGAAUUAGAAAAAGCAAGAGAUGUUCUGAAUCGCAUUCGACAGGAUGUAGAAACAGAAAAGCAAACCAUGGAGGCUGAUCUGAAAUUCACUUUAGCUAAAGAAUUUGAGAACCUGGAAGCUCAGCGGAAAAUGAUGGAGGAUGAAAAGAGAGCAUUGGAGAACAUGAAAUAUGAGCUGCAGAGAGAAUCUGGCUAUAUUGAGAGAUCAAAACAUAACAUGCAUGAUGAAAGACAGAAUAUGGAAAAUUGGGCAGAGAAGCUAAAACAAGAAUGGGAAGAACUUGAAAAGAAAAGGCAUGACAUGCAACAACUACAAACAGAGAGAUCGAGAGAAAUAAAAGAUCUGGAAAACUUGAGAGAAUUGAAUGAACUGACACUGAACCAGAUCAAAACAAAGAGCGACGUUCUUGAAAAAAUAAGUGAACUCAAUUCACAACAGAAAGAUGAGAUUGAGAAUGAGAAGAGUAAGAUUAAAAUAAGAGAAUAUGACCUGCAGCAAAUGCAGACUGAUCUUAACAGACAGCAAAAAGAAAUGCAGGAUAUCCAGAAUGCAGUUUUCAUGGAAAAAAGUGAACUUAAGAAAAGCCAAGACGAAAUUGCAGAACAGCUAAAACAGGUUGGUGACAUGAUGCAGUUCACGCAAAAUGAAAAAGACAAUCUUGACAGAGAAAGGGCAGCUAUAAUUGAACAGAAGCUGCAGAUGGAGAGGGACAUGACACAUCUAUUAAACAGAGAGCUAGAAUCUCUGAAGCUUGUGAAAAAAGAAGUACUAAAUGAGAAGCGACUUCUUGAAGACUGCAGAAUAUCUUUAAUGAGAGAUAUGCAAGAUCUGGAGCAAAUGAAAAUCAAUUUGGAGAGAGAGAAAGAAGAGAUGCAACUGCAAAGACAAAGUAUUGCAGAAGAGAAAGACAAGCUUGAAUCUGUGCUACAAACAUUAGCUGAAGAUACUGAGAAGCUAAGAAUAGAUACUCUAGCUGAAAAACAAAAACUAGAGGACGCUGCGGUUGAACUUCAGAAAGAAAGAGAUGAGAUUAUGAAUAUUGCAGAAGAGACAAAAAGAAAAAGGGAGGAUGUGGACAAAAUAAGAGUUGGUAUAGAAAAGCAGGAAAUAACAUUUAAGGAUUUAAAGGCUGAUCUGCAAAAAGAAGCAGCUAUCGUUGAAAAUCAAAGACAGGCUGUUCAAAAAGACAUCCAGAAUGUAAAAGACAUGGAAGUUCAAAUUCAAAAAGAAAGGCAAUACAUGGAUAGACUAGUUGAAGAGAUUGAAAAGAGGACAAAAGCUCUUGAUGAGAUGCAAAUGGAGGUUGACAAAGAGAGGCAGGAGGUUGAGUCUAAAAGAGAUGAGCUCGAACAGGAAACAUCAAAGCUUAGAGAAGAUGAAGAUGAAUUUUCUCGACAAAAAGAAAAGAAUAACAUUAUACAAGCAGAGAUACAAAAAGAGAGUGACAAUCUAGAGCUGCAGAGUGAAAACAUCUCAAAAGAAAGAACCAUUUUUGAAUUGGAAAAAGAACAUUUAGGACUGAGAGAAAAUGAGGCUGAAUAUAAACAGAAACAAAUAGAUGAGUUGCAGAACAAAUUAAGGAUGGAAAAAGUGCAAGUUGAACAGAUGCAAGCCGAUAAAGAUCAACAACGGAAGAAAGCAGAAUAUGUAAAGACCGCAAGAGGCAGAGAAACAACAGCUCUGGAGGAACAAAGACAAGAAAUGGAAAGUUUGAGAGAAGAAUAUGAAAAUGUGGAGAAACAAAAAAAACAUGUAAAUGAGCAAAAGGAAUUAUUUGAAAGCCGCAUGAAAUCGUUGGAAAUGGAGAAUGAAGCAAUGAAAAAAUAUAAAGAAAAACUGGAUAAAGAAUAUGAAGACUUGCAGUUUCAGAGGCAAUUGUUUGAGAAAGAGAUACAGCAGAUGAGAACUGAGCUUCAGAUAGAAGCGGAAAAUAUUGAGAGAAAAAAGAAAGAGCUAGAAAUACAAAAGCCAGCCGUCUACACUGAAACAUAUAUGUUAGAAACGCAAAAGCCAGUAGUGGAGAAAAGCAAAACUGAUGAGCUUGAUGAAGUGAGAAAAAAAAUAAAUGCUGAUCUAUCAGAGGUAGAGAAACAGAAAAGCGCUCUUGUGCAAAUGAAUUUGAAGAUCUCACAAGAGGAAAGCUAUGUUAAAAAAGAGAAAGACCGUUUAAAACUACAAGAAAAUGAACAGAACAUGCAAAUGUCACAGCUUAAUGCAAAACAGAAUGAACUUGAUGAAAGACAGGCUGAAAUGGAAAAGCAAAAAAGAGAAUUAGAGAAUGUAAUGGACAGACUGGAAAAGGAAAAGGUUGAAAUAACAAAAGAAAAGCAAAGAGUGAAUGAGAUGCAAAAUGAAGUGAAGAGGAAAAAUGCAAGUGUAGAUUUGAUAAAACAAGAAGUUCUCAGAGAACAAGAUCAUAUUGAAAACAGCAGAGAAAUUCUGAACAGAGAGCUAGAGAAAAUUAAAGAAAAGAAAACCAUCUUAGCUGAAGAGUUUGAGGCUUUAGAUGAUAAGAAAGAAAUGAUUGGUAAAGAAAUGCAGAGAUUGGGUAAAAUGAAAGCUGAGCUUCAAAAAGAAGCUGAAGAUACUGAAAAACAAAGGCGAGACAUAGAUAACGAUAGACGGAAUAAUGAAGAAAUGGUGAUCAAACUUCAAAAUGAAAAGAAAGAUAUAGAGACAUCAACUGACAGGAUCAGAGAUGAGGAAGCAAAUCUAAGAGUACAAAAACAAAGGCUUGAAUCUGAUAGAGACACUCUUGAAAAAGAAAGGUUUGACCUGGAGAAAACUAAGACAGAGAUGAAAGAUCUUGAAAAACAGCUUGAAUCUCAGUCUAGACAACAUGAAAUACAACUGGUGGAGAUACAGAAAGAGAGGGAGAUUCUUGAGCAGUUGAAAAUAAACUUAUCAAAACAGAAAGAAGAUCUAGAAAAAGAGAGAGAUUGUUUUGAGAAGGAAAAAGCAGACAUCAGUUUAAGAGAAGAACUGGAAGAGCAGAGUGAAAAGGAAGGAAUUGAUAAGACCAGGGUAAGAAUAAAGCAAGAAAUGGAUGAACUGGAACAAACCAGACUUAAUGUGGUUAAAGAACUGGAGAACAAUGAACUUCAGAAACAAAUCAUUGAGGAUGAGAGAGAUAAGAUUGAGCAAAUAAAAGCUGAGCUACAAAAAGAAGCUAAAGACACUGAAAAACAAAGACAAGAUAUAGAAAAUGAUAGACGGAAUAAUGAAGAAAUGGUGAUCAAACUUCAAAAUGAAAAGAAAGAUAUAGAGACAUCAACUGACAGGAUCAGAGAUGAGGAAGCAAAUUUAAGAGUACUAAAACAAAGGCUUGAAUCUGAUAGAGACACUCUUGAAAAAGAAAGGUUUGACCUGAAGAAAACUAACACAGAGAUGAAAGAUCUUGAAAAACAGCUUGAAUCUCAGAAUAGACAACAUGAAAUACAACUGGCGGAGAUACAGAAAGAGAGGGAGAUUCUUGAGCAGUUAAAAUUGACCUUAUCAAAACAGAAAGAAGAUCUAGAAAAAGAGAGAGAUUGUUUUGAGAAGGAAAAAGCAGACAUUAGUUUAAGAGAAGAACUGCAAGAGCAGAGUGAAAGGGAAGGAAUUGGUAAGACCAGGGUAAGAAUAAAGAAAGAAAUGGAUGAACUGAAACAAACCAGACUUAAUGUGGUUAAAGAACUGGAGAACAAUGAACUUCAGAAACAAAUCAUUGAGGAUGAGAGAGACAAGAUUGAGCAAAUAAAAGCUGAGCUACAAAAAGAAGCUGAAGAUACUGAAAAACAAAGGCGAGACAUAGAAAAAGACAGACGGAAUAAUGAAGAAAUGGUGAUCAAACUUCAAAAUGAAAAGAAAGAUAUAGAGACAUCAACUGACAGGAUCAGAGAUGAGGAAGCAAAUUUAGAAGUACAAAAACAAAGGCUUGAAUCUGAUAGAGACACUCUUGAAAAAGAAAGGUUUGACCUGGAGAAAACAAAGACAGAGAUGGGAAAUCUUAAAAAACAACUUGAAUCUCAGAUUAGACAACAUGAAAUACAACUGGUGGAGAUACAGAAAGAGAGGGAGAUUCUUGAGCAGUUGAAAAUAAACUUAUCAAAACAGAAAGAAGAUCUAGAAAAAGAGAGAGAUUGUUUUGAGAAGGAAAAAGCAGACAUCAGUUUGAGUGAAGAUCUGAAAGAGCAGAGUGAAAGGGAAGGAAUUGACAACACCAGGACAAGGAUAAAGCAAGAAAUGGAUGAACUGGAAAAAACAAGGCAAAAUUUGGCUAAAGAGCAGGAGAACAACGAACUUCAGAAGAAAAUCAUUGAGGAUGAGAGAGAUAAGAUCGAGCAAAUAAAAGCUGAGCUAAAAAAAGAAGCAGAAAAGACAAAACUAGAAUUACAAAAUGAAAGACAGAACCUUGAAGAAGCAGGCACAAAACUUAAGAAAGACAGGGAAAAUGUGGAGAGUCUUGCUGAGGAACUUGGGAGGAAACAAGUGGUUCUAGAAAACAUGCAGAUAGAAACAGAAAUGCAAAGGAAGGCAAAUGAGUCUAAUAAACAGAUGCAGGAAAGAGUUCUGAUUGAGCUGAAGAAAACGGUGACAGAUAUAGCAGGAGCCAAGGAGGAUCUGGAAAACCAGCUUCUUGAAGAAAGAGAGAAAAACAAGGUCAAACAGGCAGAAAUACAGGCAGAAAAAGACAUGCUUUAUCUGCUAAAACAGGGUAUUUCAGAGCAACAGGUUGACAUAGUGAAUAAGACCGAACAACUGAGACUGAGAGAGGUUGAACUUGAGCAACUCCAAGCUUUGAUUUACAGACAGCAAGAUGAAAUAGAAGCCAAUAGAAAGGCGAUUAUAAAUGAAAAAUACAGACUUGAAGGACAGAAAACUGAAAUAGACCGACUGCAGAGAGAAGUCAAUCAAAUGAUGGAGUAUGCUUCUAAAGACAGGGCAAAUCUCGAGAAAGAGAAGUCUGAAAUGAUAGCUCAAAAACAUCAGAUGGAUAUUGAACUGAAUAAGGAAAGGGGAUUAAUUGAAGAACGAACCCAAAUGCUGAACACAUACGAGAAAGAAAUGGACCAAAAGAGAACAGCUUUGGAGGUAGAAAUGAAAGAGCUUAAAUAUCACAAACAAGCAAUUCAAGAAGAGAAGAACAAGUUACAACAGAUGAAAAUUGAGCUGCAAAGAGAAGCUGAUGAUAUCAAAAAGCUAAAAGAAAAGACAAGAAAUGAAAGACAGAGUUUGGAAAAGAUGGCAGAAAAUCUUGAAAAAGAGAAAGACGAUCUUGCUCAUCUUGCUGAAGAUACAAAGAGAAAGGAUGAUGAAAUGAAAGUGUUACAUGAGUCUGCAUUAGCAGAUAUACAAAAAGAGAAAUGCAAUCUUGAGCAAAUGAGAGAAAGCAUGUUCAAACAAAAUGAAAUGAUUGACAGUGAGAAAAAGAAAAUGAUACUCAGAGAAGAUAAACUUCAGCAAAUGCAAGCAGAGAUUAACAGACAACAAACUGAAAUGGACACCAAAAAGAGCAUCAUUGAAAAUGAAAGAGCAGCAAUGACCAAGAAAAACCAGGACUUGAUGACUGAGCUGACAAAGCAGUCUGAAGAUGUUGAGAUCCAGAUGAAAGAGGUAUUGACUGAAAAGGAAUUACUGGAGAGUGACAGAAAACUACUGAAGAAAGAUGUGGAAAAUCUGCAACAGAAACUAUUGAUUAUAGAAAGUGAUUCAGAGAGUCUAAAACAAGAUAGAGAAUUGUUGGAGAAUGAGAAGGAAGUGUUGAAACAGAUGAAAACUGACCUGCAAGGAGAAGCAGAAGAGAUUGAGAAGAUCAAACUAGAGACACAACAUGAAAGACAGAGAGUGGAGGAAAUGACUGCUCAAAUCCAGAAAGAUAGAGAAUAUCUACAGAAGAUGAAUGACAACAUCACAAGAGAAAUACAUGACAUUAAAUAUCAAGAAAAACAAAUGAAACAAAAACAAGAUGAACUUGAUCAACUGAAAACUGAAAUUCAGAAUCUGCAACAAGAACUAGAAAAAGAAAAAGAGAUUAUCAUGAAGGACAGAAGUGAGCUUGAUCUGAAACAAUCUGAGCUAGACAAACAACAGACAAACAUGAAUGACAUUAUUGAAACAAUGAAGAAUGAGAGAAAACAAUUAGAUAAAGAUAAAGAAGAGAUGGAAGAACAGAAACGGGAAAUAGAGAAAGAAAAACAUGACUUCGACCAAGGCAGGAACAGUCUGGAUGAAGACCUGAAGAUGAUGAAGCUGCAGAAACAAGUGUUUGAAGAAGAAAAGAACAAGUUAGAACAGAUGAAGAUUGAGCUGGAAAGAGAAGCUGGUGAAAUCAGAAAGAUAAAAGAAGAGAUUCAAAAUGAAAGACAGAGUUUGGAGAAGAUGACUGAAGAACUUAAAAGAGAGAAGGAAAGUUUUACUCAUCUUGCUGAAGAUACAAAGAAAGAGCAGGAGAUUCUGGAUGAAAUAAAAGUUGCAAACGAGUCUUUAAUGGCAGAACUGCAAAAAGAAAAGAGCAAUUUUGAGGAAAUGAGAGAGAACAUCUCUAAACAAACAGAAGAUGUUAAAAACAAGAAAGAGAACUUGAGACUCAGAGAAGAUGAACUCGGGCAACUUCAAGCAGAGAUUCAUAAACAACAAAGAGAAAUAGAAAAGGAAAAGAGCAACAUUGAAAGUGAGAGAGCUGCAAUAAUCAAGAUUGUUGAAGAUCUGCAACAUAAAAUAAUAAGUUUAGACAGAGAUGCAGAGAGUCUAAAACUUGACAGAGAAGCAUUUGAGAAUGAGAGAGAAGUGUUGAAACAGAUGAAAACUGAGCUGGAAAGAGAGACAGAUGAGAUUGAGAAGAUCAAACUAGAGACACAACAUGACAGACAGAGAGUGGAGGAAAUGACUGCUCAAAUCACCAAAGAAAGAGACAAAAUCAACAAUCUCAUUGAGGAGACAAACAGAAAAGACAUGGUCUUGAAUGAAAAGAACAGAGAUAUUGAAGAGAAAAUCAAAUCUAUUCAAUCUGAUAAAGACAUGCUUGAGAAGGAAAAACAUAAUCUGGAGAAAACAAGAAGUGAACUUUAUAAAGUUAAGGAAGAUCUUGAAAAACAAAAAGAAAACACACUGGCAGAGAUACAGAAAGAGAGAGAAGAUCUAGAGAAGAUGAAUGAGAACAUCACAAUAGAAAUGCAUGAAAUCAAACAUCAAGAAGAACAAAUGAAACAAAAACAAGAUGAACUUGAUCAACUGAAAACUGAAAUUCAGAAUCUGCAACAAGAACUAGAAAAAGAAAAAGAGAUUAUCAUGAAGGACAGAAGUGAGCUUGAUCUGAGACAAUCUGAGCUGGACAAACAACAGACAAACAUGAAUGACAUUAUUGAAACAAUGAAGAAUGAGAGAAAACUAUUAGAUAAGGAUAAAGAAGAGAUGGAAGAACAGAAACAGGAAAUGGAGAAAGAAAGAGAUAAUAUGGACCAAAGCAUAAAGAGUCUGGAUGAAGACCUGAAGAUGAUGAAGCUGCAGAAACAAGUGAUUGAAGAAGAGAAGAACAAGUUAGAACAGAUGAAGUUUGAGCUCCAAAGAGAAGCUGAUGAAAUCAGAAAGAUAAAAGAAGAGACUCAAAAUGAAAGACAGAGUUUGGAGAAAAUGACUAAAGCACUUAUAAAAGAGAGAGAAGAUCUUGUUCAUCUUGCUGAAUAUACCAAGAGAGAGAAGGAGAUGCUGGAUGAAAUGCAAGUUGCAAACAAGUCUUCAAUGGCAGAUUUGCAAAGAGAAAAGCGCAUUCUUGAAGAAAUGAGAGAGAACAUCUCUAAACAAACAGAAGAUAUUGAAAAUGAGAAAGAGAAAUCAAAACUCAGAGAAGAUGAGCUUAAGAAACUUCAAACAGAGGUUCAGAAACAACAAAGUGAGAUUGACAUGGAAAAGACCAACAUUGAAAGUGAAAGAGCUGUGAUGAUCAGGGAAAAACAGAACAUGAUGACAGAGUUGAAAAAGAAGUCUGAAGAUGUUGAGAUCCAGAUGAAGGAGAUAUUGACUGAAAAGGAAUUACUUGAAAAUGACAGUAAUCUGCUGAAGAAAGAUAUGGAAGAUCUGAAACAAAAGCUAAUGAGUAUAGAAAGAGAUUCAGAGAGUCUAAAACUUGACAGAGAAGCAUUUGGAAAUGAAAAGGAAGUGUUGAAACAGAUGAAAACUGACCUGCAAAUACAAGCAGAUGAGAUUGAGAAGAUCAAACUAGAGACACAACAUGAUAGACAGAGAGUGGAGGAAAAGACUGCUCAAAUCCAGAAAGAUAGAGACGAAAUCAACAAUCUCAUUGUAGAGACAAACAGAAAAGACAUGGUCUUGAAUGAAAUGGACAGAGAUAUUGAAGAGAAAAUCAAAUCUAUUCAAUCUGAUAAAGACAUGCUUGAGAAGGAAAGACAUAAUCUGGAGAAAACAAGAAGUGAACUUGCAAGAGCCAAAGAAAAUCUUGAAACACAAAGAGAAAUAGAAAGAAAAGACAUAGAGAAGAUGAAAAAGAACAUCUCAAGAGAAAUGCAUGAGAUCAAACAUCAAGAGGAACAAAUGAAACAAAAACAAGAUGAACUUGAUCAACUGAAAACUGAAAUUCAGAAUCUGCAACAAGAACUAGAAAAAGAAAAAGAGAUUAUCAUGAAGGCCAGAAGUCAGCUUGAUCUGAGACAAUCUGAACUAGAUAAACAACAGACAAACAUGAAUGACAUUAUGGAAACAAUGAAGAAUGAGAGAAAACAAUUAGAUAAGGAUAAAGAAGAGACGGAAGAACAGAAACAGGAAAUGGAGAAAGAAAAACAUGACUUCGACCAAAGCAGAAAGAGUCUGGAUGAAGACCUGAAGAUGAUGAAGCUGCAGAAACAAGUGAUUGAAGAAGAGAAGAGCAAGUUAAAACAGAUGAAGAUUGAGCUGGAAAGAGAAGCUGAUGAAAUCAGAAAGGUAAAAGAAGAGACUCAAAAUGAAAGACAGAUUUUUGAAAAGAUGACUGAAGCACUUAAAAAAGAGAGAGAAGACCUUUCUGAAGAUGCAAAGAGAAAGAAUCAAGUCUUGGAUGAAAUGAAAGUUGCAAAUGAGUCUACACUGGCAGAUAUAUUAAGAGAAAGGAGCAAUCUUCAGGAAAUGAGAGAGAACAUCUCUAAACAAACAGAAGAUGUUGAAAACAAGAAAGAGAAAAUAAGACUUAGAGAAGAAAAACUAAAGCAACUUCAAGCAGAGAUUCAUAAACAACAAAGUGAAACAGAAAAGGAAAAGAGCAACAUUGAAAGAGAGAGAGCUGCAAUAAUCAAGGAUGUUGAAGAUCUGCAAAGUAAAAUAAUUAGUUUAGACAGAGAUGCAGAGAGUCUAAAACUUGACAGAGAAGCAUUUGAGAAUGAGAAGGAAGAAUUGAAACAGAUGAAAACUGAGCUGGAAAGAGAAGCAGAUGAGAUUGAGAAGAUCAAACUAGAGACACAACAUGAAAGACAGAGAGUGGAGGAAAUGACUGCUGAUUUUAUGGAAACAAUGAACAAUGAGAGAAAACAACUAAAUAAAAAUAAAGAAGAGAUGCAAGAACAGAAACAGGAAAUGGAGAAAGAAAGACAUGACAUGGACCAAAGCAGAAAAAGUCUGGAUAAAAACCUAAAGAUGAUGAAGUUGCAGAAACAAGUGAUUGAAGAAGAGAAGAACAAGUUAGAACAGAUGAAGAUUGAGCUGGAAAAAGAAGCUGAUGAAAUCAGAAAGAUAAAAGAAGAGACUCAAAAUGAAAGACAGAGAUUGGAGAAGAUGACUGAAGAACUUAAAAAAGAGAAAGAAAGUUUUACUCAUCUUGCUGAAGAUACGAAGACAGAGAAGAAGAUCCUGGAUAAAAUGAAAGUUGCAAACGAGUCUUUAAUGGCAGAUCUGCAAAAAGAAAAGAGCAAUCUUGAGGAAAUGAGAGAAAACAUCUCUAAACAAACAGAAGAUAGUGAAAAAGAGAAAGAGAAAAUAAGACUCAGAGAAGAUGAACUUGAGCAACUUCAAGCAGAGAUUCAUAAACAACAAGGUGAAAUAAAAAUGGAAAAGAGCAACAAUGAAAGUGAGAGAGCAGCAAUAAUCAAGGAUGUUAAAGACCUGCAACAUAAAAUGUUCAGUUUAGACAGAGAUUUAGAGAGUCUAAAACUUGACAGAGAAGCAUUUGAGAAUGAGAGAGAAGUGUUGAAACAGAUAAAAACUGACCUGAAAAGAAAAGCAGAGGAGAUUGAGAAGAUCAAACUAGAGACACAACAUGAUAGACAGAGAGUGGAGGAAAUGACUGCUCAAAUCCAGAAAGAAAGAGACAAAAUCAACAAUCUCAUUGAAGAGACAAACAGAAAAGACAUGGUCUUGAAUGAAAUAAAAACAGAAAUUAAAGAGAAAAUCAAAGCUAUUGAAUCUGAUAGAGACAUGCUUGAGAAAGAAAAACAUGAUUUGGAGAAAACAAGAAGUAAACUUCUAAGAGCCAAAGAAAAUCUUGAAAAACAAAGGAAAAUCAAACUGGCAGAGAUACAGAAAGAGAGAGAAGAUCUAGAGAAGAUGAAUGAGAAAUUCACAAUAGAAAUACAUGAUAUCAAACACCAAGAAGAACAAAUGAAACAAAAACAAGAUGAACUUGAUCAACUGAAAACUGAAAUUCAGAAUCUGCAACAAGAACUAGAAAAAGAAAAAGAGAUUAUCAUGAAGGACCGAAGUCAGCUUGAUCUGAGACAAUCUGAACUAGACAAACAACAGACAAAUGUGAAUGACAUUAUGGAAACAAUGAAGAAUGAGAGAAAACAAUUAGAUAAAGAUAAAGAAGAGACAGAAGAACAGAAACAGGAAAUGGAGAAAGAAAAACAUGACUUUGACCAAAGCAGAAAGAGUCUGGAUGAAGACCUAAAGAUGAUGAAGCUGCAGAAACAAGUGCUUGAAGACGAGAAGAGCAAGUUAGAACAGAUGAAGAUUGAGCUGGAAAGAGAAGCUGUUGAAAUCAGAAAGAUAAAAGAAGAGAUUCAAAAUGAAAGACAGAAUUUGGAAAAGAUGACUGAAGCACUUAAAGAAGAGAGAGAAGAUCUUGCUGAAGAAACAAAGAAAAAUAAUCAAGUCUUGGAUGAAAUGAAAGUUGCAAACGAGUCUACACUGGCAGAUAUAUUAAGAGAAAAGAGCAAUCUUGAGGAAAUGAGAGAGAACAUCUCUAAACAAACAGAAGAUGUUGAAAACAAGAAAGAGAACUUGAGACUCAGAGAAGAUGAGCUCAGGCAACUUCAAGCAGAGAUUCAUAAACAACAAAGAGAAAUAGAAAAGGAAAAGAUCAACAUUGAAAGUGAGAGAGCUGCAAUAAUCAAGGAUGUUGAAGAUCUGCAACAUAAAAUAAUUUGUUUAGACAGAGAUGCAGAGAGUCUAAAACUUGACAGAGAAGCAUUUGAGAAUGAGAAAGAAGUGUUGAAACAGAUGAAAACUGAGCUGGAAAGAGAAGCAGAUGAGAUUGAGAAGAUCAAACUAGAGACACAACAUGAUAGACAGAGAGUGGAGGAAAUGGCUGCUCAAAUCCAGAAAGAUAGAGACGAAAUCAACAAUCUCAUUGAGGAGACAAACAGAAAAGACAUGGUCUUGAAUGAAAAGAACAGAGAUAUUGAAGAGAAAAUCAAAUCUAUUCAAUCUGAUAAAGACAUGCUUGAGAAGGAAAAACAUGAUCUGGAGAAAACAAGAAGUGAACUUUAUAAAGUUAAGGAAGAUCUUGAAAAACAAAAAGAAAACACACUGGCAGAGAUACAGAAAGAGAGAGAAGAUCUAGAGAAGAUGAAUGAGAACAUCACAAGAGAAAUGCACGAAAUCAAACAUCAAGAAGAACAAAUGAAUCAAAAACAAGAUGAACUUGAUCAACUGAAAACUGAAAUUCAGAAUCUGCAACAAGAACUAGAAAAAGAAAAAGAGAUUAUCAUGAAGGACAGAAGUCAGCUUGAUCUGAGACAAUCUGAGCUAGACAAACAACAGACAAACAUGAAUGACAUUAUGGAAACAAUGAAGAAUGAGAGAAAACAAUUAGAUAAAGAUAAAGAAGAGAUGGAAGAACAGAAACAGGAAAUGGAAAAAGAAAGAGAUAAUAUGGACCAAAGCAGAAAAAGCCUGGAUGAAGACCAAAAAAAGAUGAAGCUGCAGAAACAAAUGUUUGAAGAAGAGAAGAACAAGUUAGAACAGAUGAAGAUUGAGCUGGAAAGAGAAGCUGAUGAAAUCAGCAAGAUAAAAGAAGAGACUCAAAAUAAAAGACAGAGGUUGGAGAAAAUGACUGAAGAACUAAUAAGAGAGAAAGAAAGUCUUGCUCAUCUUGCUGAAGAUACAAAGACAGAGAAGAAGAUCCUCGAUGAAAUGAAAGUUGCAAACGAGUCUUCAAUGGCAGAUUUACAAAGAGAAAAGAGCAUUCUUGAAGAAAUGAGAGAGAACAUCUCUAAACUGAAAGAAUAUAUUGAUAAUGAGAAAGAGAAAUCAAAACUCAGAGAAGAUGAGCUUAAGAAACUUCAAACAGAGGUUCAGAAACAACAAAGUAAGAUUGACAUGGAAAAGACCAACAUUGAAAGUGAAAGAGCUGCGAUGAUCAGGGAAAAACAGAACAUGAUGACAGAGUUGAAAAAGAAGUCUGAAGAUGUUGAGAUCCAGAUGAAGGAGAUAUUGACUGAAAAGGAAUUACUGCACAAUGACAGGAAACUUUUGACAAGAGAUGUAGAAAAUCUACAACAAAAGCUUAUUGAUUUAGAAAGAGAUUCAAAGAGGCUAAAACUUGACAGAGAAGCAUUUGAGAAUGAGAAGGAAGCAAUGAAGCAGAUGAAAACUGACCUGCAAAUACAAGCAGAUGAGAUUGAGAAGAUCAAACUAGAGACACAACAUGAUAGACAGAGAGUGGAGGAAAUGGCUGCUCAAAUCCAGAAAGAAAGAGACAAAAUCAACAAUCUCAUUGAGGAGACAAACAGAAAAGACAUGGUCUUGAAUGAAAAGAACAGAGAUAUUGAAGAGAAAAUCAAAUCUAUUCAAUCUGAUAAAGACAUGCUUGAGAAGGAAAGACAUAAUCUGGAGAAAACAAGAAGUGAACUUUAUAAAGUUAAGGAAGAUCUUGAAAAACAAAAAGAAAACACACUGGCAGAGAUACAGAAAGAGAGAGAAGAUGUAGAGAAGAUGAAUGAGAACAUCACAAGAGAAAUGCACGAAAUCAAACAUCAAGAAGAACAAAUGAAUCAAAAACAAGAUGAACUUGAUCAACUGAAAACUGAAAUUCAGAAUCUGCAACAAGAACUAGAAAAAGAAAAAGAGAUUAUCAUGAAGGACAGAAGUCAGUUUGAUCUGAGACAAUCUGAGCUAGACAAACAACAGACAAACAUGAAUGACAUUAUGGAAACAAUGAAGAAUGAGAGAAAACAAUUAGAUAAAGAUAAAGAAGAGAUGGAAGAACAGAAACAGGAAAUGGAAAAAGAAAAACAUGACUUUGACCAAAGCAGAAAGAGUCUGGAUAAAGACCUGAAGAUGAUGAAGCUGCAGAAACAAGUGUUUGAAGAAGAAAAGAACAAGUUAGAACAGAUGAAGAUUGAGCUGGAAAGAGAAGCUGAUGAAAUCAGAAAGAUAAAAGAAGAGACUCAAAAUGAAAGACAGAGUUUGGAGAAGAUGACUGAAGAACUUAAAAAAGAGAAAGAAAGUUUUACUCAUCUUGCUGAAGAUACAAAGAAAGAGCAGGAGAUUCUGGAUAAAGUAAAAGUUGCAAACGAGUCUUUAAUGGCAGAUCUGCAAAAAGAAAAGAGCAAUCUUGAGGAAAUGAGAGAAAACAUCUCUAAACAAACAGAAGAUGUUGAAAACAAGAAAGAGAACUUGAGACUCAGAGAAGAUGAACUCUGGCAACUUCAAGCAGAGAUUUAUAAACAACAAAGAGAAAUUGAAAAGGAAAAGAUCAACAUUGAAAGUGAGAGAGCAGCAAUAAUCAAGAAUGUUGAAGAUCUGCAACAUAAAAUAAUUAGUUUAGACAGAGAUUCAGAGAGUCUAAAACUUGACAGAGAAGCAUUUGAGAAUGAGAGAGAAGUGUUGAAACAGAUGAAAACUGAGCUGGAAAGAGAAGCAGAUGAGAUUGAGAAGAUCAAACUAGAGACACAACAUGAUAGACAGAGAGUGGAGGAAAUGACUGCUCAAAUCCAGAAAGACAGAGACAAAAUCAACAAUCUCAUUGAGGAGACAAACAGAAAAGACAUGGUCUUGAAUGAAAAGAACAGAGAUAUUGAAAAGAAAAUCAAAUCUAUUCAAUCUGAUAAAGACAUGCUUGAGAAGGAAAAACAUGAUCUGGAGAAAACAAGAAGUGAACUUUAUAAAGUUAAGGAAGAUCUUGAAAAACAAAAAGAAAACACACUGGCACAGAUACAGAAAGAGAGAGAAGAUCUAGAGAAGAUGAAUGAGAACAUCACAAGAGAAAUGCACGAAAUCAAACAUCAAGAAGAACAAAUGAAUCAAAAACAAGAUGAACUUGAUCAACUGAAAACUGAAAUUCAGAAUCUGCAACAAGAACUAGAAAAAGAAAAAGAGAUUAUCAUGAAGGCCAGAAGUCAGCUUGAUCGGAGACAAUCUGAGCUAGACAAACAACAGACAAACAUGAAUGACAUUAUGGAAACAAUGAAGAAUGAGAGAAAACAAUUAGAUAAAGAUAAAGAAGAGAUGGAAGAACAGAAACAGGAAAUGGAAAAAGAAAGAGAUAAUAUGGACCAAAGCAGAAAAAGCCUGGAUGAAGACCUGAAGAUGAUGAAGCUGCAGAAACAAGUAAUUGAAGAAGAAAAGAACAAGUUAGAACAGAUGAAGAUUGAGCUGGAAAGAGAAGCUGAUGAUAUCAGAAAGAUAAAAGAAGAGACUCAAAAUAAAAGACAGAUUUUGGAAAAGAUGGCAGAAGAACUUAAAAAAGAGAGAAAAGAUGUUGCUCAUCUUGCUGAAGAUACAAAGAGAGAGAAGAACAGUCUGGAUGAAAUGAAGGUUGCAAACGAGUCUUCAAUGGCAGAUUUGCAAAAAGAAAAGAGCAAUCUUGAGGAAAUGAAAGAGAACAUCUCUAAACAAACAGAAGAUAUUGAAAAAGAAAAAGAUAAAAUAAGACUACGAGAAGAUGAACUUGAGCAACUUCAAGCAGAGAUUCAUAAACAACAAAGUGAAACAGAAAUUGAAAAGAGCAACAUUGAAAGGGAGAGAGCAGCAAUAAUCAAGGAUGUUGAAGAUCUGCAAAGUAAAAUAAUUAGUUUAGACAGAGAUGCAGAGAGUCUAAAACUUGACAGAGAAGCAUUUGAGAAUGAGAAAGAAGAAUUGAAACAGAUGAAAACUGAGCUGGAAAGAGAAGCAGAUGAGAUUGAGAAGAUCAAACUAGAGACACAACAUGAAAGACAGAGAGUGGAGGAAAUGACUGCUGAUUUUAUGGAAACAAUGAACAAUGAGAGAAAACAACUAGAUAAAAAUAAAGUCAUGAUAGAAGAACAGAAACAGGAAAUGGAGAAAAAAAGAGAUGAUAUGGACCAAAGCAGAAAGAGUCUGGAUGAAGACCUGAAGAUGAUGAAGGCGCAAAAACAAGUGCUUGAGGAAGAGAAGAACAAGUUAGAACAGAUGAAGAUUGGGCUGGAAAGAGAAGCUGAUGAAAUCAGCAAGAUAAAAGAAGAGACUCAAAAUGAAAGACAGAAUUUGGAGAAGAUGGCUAAUGCACUUAAAGAAGAGAGAGAAUAUCUUGCUGAAGAAAUAAAGAGAAAAAAUCAAGUCCUGGAUAAAAUAAAAGUUGCAAAUGAGUCUACACUGGCAGAUCUGCAAAAAGAAAAGCGCAUUCUUGAGGAAAUGAGAGAGAACAUCUCUAAACAAAUAGAAGAUAUUGAAAAUGAGAAAGAGAAAUCAAAACUCAGAGAAGAUGAGCUUAAGAAACUUCAAACAGAGGUUCAGAAACAACAAAGUGAGAUUGACAUGGAAAAGACCAACAUUGAAAGUGAAAGAGCUGCAAUGAUCAGGGAAAAACAGAACAUGAUGACAGAGUUGAAAAAGAAGUCUGAAGAUGUUGAGAUGCAGAUGAAGGAGAUAUUGACUGAAAAGGAAUUGCUGCACAAUGACAGAAAUCUGCUGAAGAAAGAUGUGGAAGAUCUGCAACAAAAGCUAAUGAGUAUAGAAAGAGAUUCAGAGAGUCUAAAACUUGACAAAGAAGCAUUUGAGAAUGAGAAGGAAGCAAUGAAGCAGAUGAAAACUGACCUGCAAAUACAAGCAGAUGAGAUUGAGAAGAUCAAACUAGAGACACACCAUGAAAGACAGAGAGUGGAGGAAAAGACUGCUCAAAUCCAGAAAGAACGAGAAGAAAUCAACACUCUUGUUGAGGAAAUUAAAAAGAAAAGAGAUAUUAUAGAUGAAAGCUACACUGAAAUACGAAAAGAAAAAGAAGCAAUAGAGAGUGACAGGUCUGACUUGGAGAAAGCCAAAUCUCAGACUUUUAAACAAAAUAAAAACAUUGAAAUUGCACUUGCCGAGAUACAACAAAAGAGGAACGCCCUUGAGAAAAUGAGUAAGGAGAUAUCAAGAGACAGAAUGAAACUUGAAGAUGAAAAGAAAGAGAUACAAUUAGCAAGGGAAGAACUUGAAAGAAUGCACGGAGACAUGCAAAGACAACAAGAAGCCAAGGAUCACCUUUUGUCUGGCAUCACAGACGAGAGUCUGCUUAAGAAGUCAGAGGCUGAAAUUGUUCUUCAACCAAGUCAGGUGGAUAAAGCCAAGCCUGCAAGAAAAACAGAGAUAUCAGAUUCAGAUAAACAGCCUGUGUUUGUGCAGCAGAUGCCGGAAAUGGACUUAAAAGAUGCACUGAAAAAAGAUUUUGAGAGCGAAAAGUUAGACUUACCUAAAGUCAAAGAUGUUUUACCUCAAGACCAGCAGAUGAAGUUAGAGCAGAAACUAAUUGAAGAUGAAAUGGACAAGCUUAAACAAAUGCGAGCUGAACUACAAAAAGAAGCUGAUCAGAUUGAAAAGAAAAAACAGGACAUGCAGAAUGAAAGACAGAAGCUGGACGACAUGGCAGCUCGACUUCAGGAAGAGAGAAGAACAAAUGAACGUCUUAAUGAGGAGAUAAAUAUUCAGAAAGUUAAUCAACAAAAGCAAGCAACUGCAUUUCAAAUGGAAAAGACUGAUUUUGAAAGAAUCAAAACAGAAAUUGAUCAAGCCAACAAAGAACUUGCAGAUCAGCAGGAAAAGAAUAAAAAGACAAUAACAGAGAUGCAGAAAGAGAGGGAGACUCUUGAAGAAAUGAGAGCAAACAUCUCAAAGCAAGUUGAGACCAUUACAAACGAAAACAAAAGUCUUUCUAGCAGAGAAAGCGAACUUGCAAAGCUGCAGGAAGACAUUUUACAACAACAACAAGAAAUGGAUGAACUAAAAAAUACCAUCAUGAUGGAAAUGUGUCAGCUAGACCAGAGACAAUCUGACAUUGAUCUAUUACAAAAAGAGGUUGAUGAUCUAAUGGAUUUCACAAAGACUGAAAUGGCCAAUGUAGAAAGAGAAAGAUUGGAGGUUUUGGCACAGACAAGAAAUAUAAAGAGUGAUAUGGUUAGUCUAAAGAUGGAGAAGGAGGCCUGUGAACAACUCAGGCUAAAAUUGAAUGAGGAGAAAGAUUUGAUUGAAAAAGAAAGAGAGCUGCUGACCAAAAACCUGGAUCACACAGAUAAAGACAAAAUGGAUAUGAAGAGAGAAUUGGAGAAUCUAAAAGUAGAGAAAGAAACCAUUAAAAAUGAGAAGAAGGAACUAGAGAAGAUGAAAAUUAGCCUUCAAAGAAAAGCUAUAGGUUUCAAAGAAUUUUCGGAGAAAACAAAGGAUGAAAGACCAAUAGUGGAAGAGAUGGCAGCACAAUUUACAAGACAAUUAGACAUUAGCGAACGUCCUGCUGAAGGCAAAUUUAUAGAAGAGCGUUUAGAUCAGACAGAAAAGAAAAGAAGGAAAACUUAUUAUACCGAAGACUUGUUUCAAGAAGAAAAAACUGAUCUGCAGAAAACCAAAGAAGAGAUAAACUAUGAUAGGGAAGAAAUAUACAGACAAAGAACUGAGUUAAAUAAAGAGAAAGAAACUCUCAAGCAGAUGCAUACAAGUAACUUGAAGGAAAUAGAGAAUAUAGAAAAGGAGAAGGAGAAGAUUCAACGCACAUGGAAUGAACUAGAUCAAAUAAGAGCAGAACUUCAAAAUAAACAAAGAGACAUGGAUGACACAACAAAUAUCAUGAUGAAAGAAAAGGCUGAGUUGGCUAGAGACUUAGAAAACCUCCAAAAUGAGAAAGAUGAGCUACAAAAGAGUAGAGAGAACAUUCAAAAGUUGAUGAAAGAACUUCAGGAGGAAAGACUGAAGACAUCAGAAGCAUUAAAUAAAGAGAGACAACAAUUUACUGAGGAGAUCAAAUUGAAAAAUGACAGCCUUGAUGAAAUACAAGCUGAGAUAGACAGACAAAAGCGAGCUCUUGUUACGGACAAAGAGAUAAUUACCAAACAAAUGAUGGAUCUGCAGAAAACCCAAGAUGUCAGAAGACAAUCGGAUGAGAGUGACAUUGCAAGAGCAAACCUGCAGAGAGAAAGAGAGAGUCUUGAUCAGUUAAGUGUGGAGAUCCUUAAGCAAAAACAAGAUCUAGAGAGAGAAAGGGAUGAAUUGUUGGAGCAGUGGCGGCUGGUGGAGACACAAAAGAUGGACAAUGAAAAUGUGAAACAACUAAAGACAGAGCUAUUGGAUGAGAAGGAAUCGACUGAGAAAAUCAGAAAGCAGCUGGAACAAGACAAAGCUUAUAUGGAAGAAAAUAAAUUAAAUCUCCAUAAAGAAUUAGAGGAAUUAAAUCUCCAAAAACAGGGCAUUCAAGAUGAAAGAGCUCAACUAGAGCGAAUGAAAGGUGAGCUCCAAAUGAAAGCAGAUGAUAUAGAAAGGAAAAUGCAAGAAAUACUUUAUGAAAAACAGAAAUAUGCAGAGAGAAAGUCUGAAAAUUACAAGAUACAAACAUACCUAGAUGAAGCAAAUGCUGAGGUACAAAAACUAAAUAAAGAGCUGGAAAGAUAUGAUGAAAAUUUAGAAAAAUGUAAGCUUGAACUAGACAAAGCAAGAGCCGAAACAGAGCGAGUAAAACAAGGUGCUAAAAUACCGGAGACACAACAGAUAGAGCAAAGUUUGCAAAAAGAAAGAGACUACAUUGAGGAUAUCAGAAGGAACCUGUUUAAAAAGGAAGAGGCCAUUGAAAAGGACAAGGCCGAAAUAAGGUUGAGGCACCAAGAACUAGAUCUCAUCCAAGCAAAAGUUGUCAAACAGAAAGAAGAGAUGGUUAAACAGAAGAUUGAAUCAGAGCGAGAAAUCCAACAAGAGAAAAAGAAACUACAGAGGUCAGAAGAGGAAUUAGAAGACAAGAUGCAGAAGAUUAAACGUGAAAUGAUUGAACUUAAGCUUCUUCAGGAUGAAACUGAUGGCAAAAGAAAAGAUGUUGACAACAAGAUGAGACAGGUAGCAAGAAAAAGAGAUGAGCUGGAGAAAAUGAAGGCUGAUGUUGAAAGUGCAAGUAAAAAACUUGAAGUGGACAGGGUCAUGUUAAAUACAGAACGUGAUGAGUUGGAGCGGAUUAAAACUGAGUCACAAAGAGCAACAGAGCACAUGCAAUCUCAUGCUGAAGAAAGAGCAGGAGAUCUUGGAGAGAAAGAACCGGUGAACACCAGGAUUCAGAGGCUUAUUCAAGAGGCUGAAAAGGCUAGCAAAAUGGCUUGGAGUACAAAACAUGAACCAGAAAUGAGAAUGCAGAGAGAGGUUAGUGUUGAAGAGGAGUCAGUGGAAAGGCAAGAUAUGAGUGCUAACAUGCAGAGAAUGAUCCUGGAAAUUGAGCAUGCCAGAGAAACUCUUAGAGGGAUGAAGGAUGAAGUCCAGGCAGCCAGAAAAGAAAGGUCUGAACUGGAGAACAUGAAGCUUGAAUUCUUAACCAUGAAAAAGAACAUGGAAAAAACUUAUGAGCAGCAGAAUGAUGAGAUACAAAAAGAGAAACAGCAAAUAGAGAGUAGCAAAAUGUUGCUAAGUAGAGAGAGAAAUGAUCUUGAGCAGAACAGGGCUGAUUUGGAGAGACAAAAACAAAUAAUGGCAUUGGACAAACAAAAACUCCUUGCUGAAAAUGAAUUACUGGAGAGAGAAAAGGCUGACGUAAUAAAAAUAAUUGAGAAUCUUGAAAGCCUUCGAGAAGAGGCAACUAGAGAAAGAGCGACAGAAACAGCUCAAGCAACAAGGAGAGAUUCUGAGGAAUUAAUGCAGAAAAUGGAAGCACUGAGCAUGGAAGACUUCCAAGAAGCAAGUAAGAAUCAGAUGGUCGAACUAAAGAGACAGAUAGACAAACUGAUAGAGUUGAAGGCUGAUCUGCUACAACAGCAGACAGAACUUAAGAAAACCAAAGCAGAUUUAAAACAACAGAUGGAUGAUCUUGAAAAAACAAGGUCUGAAAUAUUAAAACAUGAAAAGGACACAGACAGUAAAACAAGAGAAUUGGAGCUGAUAGAAAUCCAAAGACAGAAAGACGAUCUAGAAACAAGAAUUCAGAAAUUGACCCUUGAGAAGAGAGAUCUGGAGGUCCUGAGGUCUGAGAUUGUCCUAGAAAAGAAAGACCUGGAUCAGAAGAUGAAGCAAGUGAUAAGAAAGAGGGACGAGAUGGAGAAAAUCAGAUCUGAUAUAGCAAAUGCCACAGAGGAGAUCAACAGAGAAAGGCAGGAGCUGGAAAUACUCAGGAACAAUGUUCAAAGUGCAAGACAUGAUUUUGAACUUCUGCUGGAAAGAACUGCAAAUCUAGAAGAUGAGGAAAGUGCUGCAACUGACAUUGAAAGGUUAGUUUUAGAGGUUGUGAAAAUCAGGGAAAUGGUGAGAAAUCUAAAAGGUGAAAUGGAGAGAAGGAUGGAGAAAAGUAAGGUGGAGAUAGAUGAAAAAGAAAUAUUUAAGUCUGAGAUCCAGAGGUUCAUCCAGGAUAUUGGACAAAUAAGGGAAAAUCUAGGAGGCCUUGGAGAGGAGAUAGAAAAAACCAGGAGAGACAAGAGAGAAUUGGAGAAGAUGAGGGCAGAGCUUGCAGAGAAACAACAGGAGCAAGAGAGCAUGAGAGAAAUGCUCCAUAAAGAAAGAGAAGAACUGGAGCAGCUAAAGGAUGAGAUCAACCGAGAAAAGGAGGAUGUUGAAAUCAGGAGAGAGCUAGUUGAGGCAGUAAUAGAUAAAGAAGAAAUGAAAGAGUUUACAGACAUACAGAAAUACAAGGAAGAACUACAAAGUGUCACUGAAGAACUCCUGACAAAGAAGAGGGAUCUAGACCAGCUCAACUCAGAUGUACAGGACCUGAGGCAAACCAUAGAAGAAAUUAAUAUACAGCAUGGAAAGAAAAGGGCUGAACUGGAAGGCAUUGGUUUUGAGUUAAAGAAGGGAGAACAGUUACUGGAAAAACAGAAAGAUGAAUUAAAGGAGAAUGGCUGGAUUGUGGAAGAAAUAAAGAAUAAGAAAGAUUCACUUGAAAAGAUCAAUAUGGAAAUACUUAGGAAGAAUGAAGAUAUGGAUAAAGAAAAGGGAAAGUUAAGGCAAGAAAAGCAAGAGAUGGAUCUAUUCAGAAGUGAACUACAAAGACAAAGAGAAGAUCUAGAAACCAGUAUUCAGAAACUCACACAUGAGAAGAGAGAGAUGGAAGUUUUAAGGUCUGAGAUUGUCCUAGAAAAGAAAGACCUUGAUCAGAAGAUGAAGCAAGUGAUAAGAAAGAGGGACGAGAUGGAGAAAAUCAGAUUUGAUAUAGCAAAUGCCAGAGUAGAAAUCGAUGGAGAAAGGCAGGAGCUGGAAAUACUCAGGGAUAAUGUUCAAAGUGCAAGACAGGAUUUUGAACGUCUAGUGGAAAGAACUGCAAAUCUAGAGGUUGAGGAAAGUGCCGCAACUGACAUUGAAAGAUUAGUUUUAGAGGUUGUGAAAAUCAGGGAAAUGGUGAGAAAUCUAAAAGGUGAAAUGGAGAGAAGGAUGGAGGAAAGUAAGGUGGAGAUAGAUGAAAAAGAAAUAUUUAAGUCUGAGAUCCAGAGGCUCAUUCAAGAUAUUGGACAAAUAAGGGAAAAUCUAGGAGGCCUUAAAACUGAGAUAGAAAACACCAAGAGAGACAAGAGUAAUUUGGAGAAGAUGAAGGCAGAACUUGAAGAGAAACAACAGGAGGAGGAGAGCAUGAGGGAAAUCCUGCAGAAAGAAAAAGAAGAACUGGAGCAACUGAAGAAAGACAUCAACCGAGAAAAAGAGGAUAUUGAAAUCAGCAGGGAGCUAGUUGAGUCUGAAAUAUAUGAAGGAGAAGUUAAAGGCUUUACAGAUGUACAGAAAUACAAGGAAGAACUACAAAUAGUCACUGAAGAACUCCUGACAAAGAAGAGGAAUCUGGAGCAGCUCAACUCAGAUGUACAGCAUCUGAUGCAGACUUUGGAAGAAGUGGAUAUACAGUAUAUAAAGAAGAAGGCUGAACUUGAACAUAUCACUUCUGAGAUACAGAAGAGAGAGCAGAUCCUGGAAAAGCAGAAAAAGAAGUUGGAGGAGAAUGGUUGGAUUAUUGAAGAAAUAGAGAUGAUGAAAGUUACUCUUGAAAGUAUCAAUAUGGAAAUACUUCAGAAGAGAGAAGAUAUGGAAAAAGAAAAGGAGAAUUUAAGGAGAGAGAAACAAGAGACAGAGCUUUUCAGAGGUGAACUACAAAGACAGAGAGAUGAAGUUGAAUCUUCAAGACAAGCUUUGAUAAUGGAAAAGGAUCAGUUUAAGCUAAAAAUUGAUCACCAAAGGAAUGAAAUGAGCGCUGCCUUUGAAAAAGAACAUAAACGUUUAGAAAACAUGGAAAAUGAUCUAGAAAAUCAAAGGGCUAAACUUGCUGAAAGCCUUAAUGAUGCUGCAAAGAUGGAGCAGAAGCUACAACAGAUGAAGAAUGAACUAAACAAAGAAAAAGAGCAAGUAGAAGAAAUGAAGCAGAUGGUCAAAACAGAGAGGGUUAAGAUUGAACAAGAAAAAGAAGAAAUGAGAAAACAGACUCAAGAGAUUGAAGAUGGCCACGAGAAGCUUCAAAAGAAGACAGAGAUAGCAGAUAAACUCCUUCAGGAUGCAAACAGUGAGAGCGACCGAUUAAAAGACCUCAGCAUGAAACUUCAAAUGCAAAGACAGGAUAUUGAGAAAACCAACACAGAAAUGGAAACCAAGAAGAGAAGUCUCGAUAGAAUGAGCAGAGAACUUCAAGAUGACAAGAUACGACUGAAAAAUGACAGGGAUGCUUAUGAAAAGGACAUGACACAUUUGGAGCUUAAAAGGGAAGAGCUAGUAAGAGAAACAGAAGAUCUGGAAAGAAAAAUCUUACAGCAGAGAGAACAAGAUGAGAUGGCCAAACGAGAUAUUGAAAAUCAGACAGAAGCUCUAGAGGUAAUGAAGGUGGACAUUUUGAAGAAAAGGAAUGAAUUUGCAAAAGAGAUGGAAAAUGUACAUUCAGAAAGACAGAAAUUGCUUUUGCUUCAAGGUGCAUUGCAAAGUCAGGAAAGUGAACUUGAAAACAGAGUAUUCAUGGAAGAACAGAAACAUUUAAAACAGGCUAAAGCUGAAACUGAAGAGUGCAGAAAGCAAUUAGCGGAAAUGAGUGAAACAGUGACGACUGAACAAAAUGAAUACAGGAAGCUUAUUGAAGAACUACAAAGAGAAAAAGAACAACUUGAAAUCAGUAAAAAUCAGAUAGAACAAGAGAAGAAAGAUCUCCAAAACAUGAAAAGCAAUCUAGAAAGGCAAUUAGAAAGUCUGAGACAUGAAAAAGCAAAUGUGGAAGAUGAGAAAAACGCACUAGAAAAGAUGAGGUCAGAAUCCAAGGAGAUCCAAAAUGCUAUCAGGAAGGAGAGGGAGGAUCUAGAAAACUGCUGGGUGGAGAUUGAAGGAGAAAAGAAAAGAAUGGAAGAAGAAACCAGACGAUUAGAGAUGCAUAGGGAAGAGAUUAAGAAAGUGGACAGCGAGCUACAAAAAAGUAGAGAGAACAUUGAAAGUAGAGAAGAAAAGAUUAACAACAAAAUGGAAGAAUUGCUGCAAAUGAAGGUUGAAAUGGGGAGAACAAAAGAAGAAAUAGAAAAAGAAAGUCAAAGACUUCAAGAUGCUACUAUUGAUCUCGAAAAUGCUAAGGCUGAGAUACAGAGACAGGAGGACAAAUUUGAAGACAUAAUAGACAUUAAAAUACAGGAGAAAGAAAGAGAAAUAAAAAUCCAAUUAGAUAAAGAAACUAAACGCUUGUCUGAAGAGAUUGAAUUGAAAGUCAAAGACCUUGAAAUGGAAAUGGCAGACAUGAAGAGACAAAAGCAAGAAAUUGAGGAUACAAAAGGUUUGCUUGAAAAGGAAAAGCAAGAACUUAAACAAGAAAAGAAAGAACUGGAGGACCAAAUGAUGGACCUCACUCGUGAAAAACAAGAAACAGAGGAAGAGAGGAAUAACUUGAUGGCUUUAAAGAAUCAACUAGAAGAUUUAAGAAAAGAAAAUGAGAUUGUGAAGGAAAAACUUACUUUGGAAAAAUCAAACAUUGAGGAAAUGCAGCUCAAGAUUUUCAAGCAGCAGCGACUGAAUGAUCAGACCAGAGAGGAGAACAAGAAAGAAAAAGAAAGUCUAGAACAACAAAGGUUUGAAACUGAACAGCAGAAACAGAUGUUGGAGAUCAGCACCACAAAAAUGAUGGAGGAGAAGAACGAGAUGGCUGAUUUAUCAAGGGAACUUCAAAAAGCCAAAGAUGAACUGGAAAAAAUAGCAUACAAAACCAACAAAGAAAGACAUGAGGUUGAACAAAUGCAAGCUGAGUUACAUAGUCAAAUUCAGGCUAUUGAACAACAAGGACAAAUCAUGCAAGACAAACAGAAUCAUCUUGAAGAAAAGGAGCUGAGCAUACAGAGGAAGGAAGAGGAAAUAAAGAUUGGAAACACUGAGUUUCAAAUUGAACAGGAACAUUUGAACAAUGUUCUCGAGGAAACCAAUAAGAGACAACAUGACCUUGAAGUGAUGCGGGCUGAUAUAGAAUUGAACAAACAAAAAAAUAACAAGGACUUUGAGUUGCUUGAGAAGAUCCGCAGUGAAUUAGAAAAUGAAAAAUAUGAUCUGCAGAUCUGGACUGAACAACAAAAACAUUUGGUUGAAGUUCAAUUACAAGAGUUAGAGAAAGAGAAGGAAAGACUGGAAAAGAUGGAGAUAGAGCUCCAAAGUAAAAGAGAACAAACUGAGAAAGAAAAGGCUGAUCUAAACAGGGUUAAUGCUGAAAUACAGAGAGAGAAACAAGUUAUUGAUAAAAAGAGGCACAUGACUAACAGGGCAAUGGAAGAACUAGAAACAAUAAAAACUGAGCUGAAGGAACGACAAGAAAAGAUUCAAACUGAGCAAGAAAAGCUGGAAGAGGAGAAACUUCUGGUGCAGAUUGAAGCUGAAAAUCUGAAUAAAGUUUUAGAAGAGAUCAAAAGGCAGCAAGAAAAACUGGAAAUAAGCGAGGCUGAUCUUAAAGUUAUGAAGGAGCAGUGUGAAAAUGCUAGGGAAGAAACUGAAAGGAAGAAGUGUGAUAUAGAAGAACAGAUUCAAAAUAAUGAGAAUGCAAAACACCUUCUGGAACAAGAGAGAAAAGACAUUGACAAGCAAAAACAAGAGUUACAGAAACAAGCUGAUGAUCUGGACAUGCGAAUGAUUGCGCACAGAGAAAACGUAGAGAUGAGUAAAAGAUCACUCGAUGAAGAAAAGAAGCUUCUAGAGCAGAAGGCUAAUGAAAUCCUAAGACAGAGAGAUGACUUGGAGAAAGAAAAAGAGGACAUGAUGAAGAAAUGGAACAAGCUGGAUGUACUUCAGAAUGAAAUGCAAAAUGAAAACAAAGCAAUGGAAGAAAUCAAAUAUGAGUUAGAUGGCAAAAGGAACGAAAUUAAUAAAGAACAGCAAAGACUGGAGGAGAGUUUAAGAGCCAUUAAUGAAGAGAAGGGAGAUCUGGAGAUCAUGAGGGCUGACUAUGAAAAACAAGAGCAACAAAUAGAAGAGAUGAGAGUAGAAGCAAAGAUGGAGAGAAAAGAACUUGAUCAGAUAAAGAGUGAACUGGAAAAAGACAAAACUGAAAUCGAUUAUGAGUGGAAGAAAUUGAACAAUGACAGAAAUAUGAUUGAAAAGGAAAGAAAUGACUUGGAGAAGAUGAAGUCUGAAUUAAUGACACAAAGGCAGCAAAUGGAAGACGAGAGAUCAGAACUUGACCAGAAAAUAAAAGAAGCUAAUACAGAGAAAGAUAAGAUUGAAAAGAACAAAGAAAUAGUUGAAAGAUUAAUGGCUGAGGUGGAGGAACAGAGAAAUGAUUUUAAACUCAAGAAAGAAGAACUUGCUCUUGAAAGACAAAAUAUUGUAGAUGAAAAAUAUCUUCUGGCUCAAUGUGAGACUGAACUGCAAAACAAAAGUGAACAAAUCAGAAACAUGGAAGAAGCAGUAAAGAAUGAGAGAGAAACACUGAAAGAAACAGAAGCUCAUCUGCAAAGGGACAAAAAAGAAAUUAAAAGCAUCAUUGAAGAAACAAGCAGACAAAAAGAAGAUCUGGAGAAGAUUAGCACAGGCAUGAAUGUACAAAAACAAGAGUUGAAAAACAAAAAAGACACUCUGGAACAAGAAAGAGAAGAAAUAAAUCAUAAAUGGACACAGUUUCAACAAAGGAUUGAUGAAUUUGAUGCUCAAGUCAGAAAACAGAAGGAAGAAGAUUUAACAAACCAGAAGAAGAUGGAAGAAGAAAGAAAAUGUCUAGAAGAGGUCAACGGCAAAAUCAUCGAGAUGAAGACUAAAGCUGAGUUGGAGCAUCAUGAAAUAAACCAGAAAAUCGAAGAGCUUCAAACACUGCAGGAACAGAUUAUGAAAGAAAAAGAGAAAGCAGAAGCCAUGACUAUAAAACUAAAGAUGGAGAGAGAAGACCUUGAUCAGAUAAAGAGUGAACUGGUAAGAGAGAAAACUGAAGUAGAUCAUGAGCAGAAGAAACUCAAUGAUGACAUAAAGAUGAUUGAGCAGGAAAAAGAAGACCUGGAGAAGAUGAAGUCUGAAAUAAUGACACAAAAACAAGAAAUGGAAAAAGAGAGAUCAGAACUUGACAACAAGAUACAACAGACAGAUCUAGAAAAACAUGACAUUGAGAAAAGCAAAGAAAUAGUUGAAAAGUUAAUGUUUGAAGUGGAAGAACAGAGGCAUGAGAUUCAACUCCAGAAAGAAGAACUUGACAUUGAAAGACAAAAAAUUGCAGAUGAACAAGAUCUUCUCAUUCAAAAUAAGAGUGAACUGCAAAAUGAAAAUGAGCGAAUCAGAAACAUAAAUGAGGUAAUAAAGAAAGAGAGAGAAACACUGAAGGAAAUGGAAGCUCAUCUUGAAAAAGAGAAAGAAGAAAUGAAGAGCAUCACUGAAGAAACACGACGACAAAAAGAAGAUCUGGAAAAGAUGAGCACAGAUAUAAAAGAACAAAACCAAGACUUGAUGAAGCAAAGAGACCUUCUAGAACAAGAAAAAGAAGAUAUAAAUCAUGAAUGGACACAGUUACAACAAAGGAUUGAUGAAUUUGAUGCUCAAGUCAGCAAACAAAAGGAAGAGGAUUUAACGAAACAGAAGGAGAUGAAAGAAGAAAGAAAAAGUCUAGAAGAGACCAAAGCCAGAAUCAUCGAGAUGAAAACUAAAGCUGAGCUGGAAGACAUCAAGAAAGAAAAAGAGAAAGAAGAAGAAGAAGAAGAAAUGAGAGUAAAAGUAGAGAUGGAUGGAAAAGAACUUGAUCGGAUAAAGAGCGAACUUAAAAGAGAGAGAUCUGAAAUAGAUCAUGAGCAGAAGAAACUAAAUGAUGACAAGAAGAUAAUUGAGCAGGAAAAACAAAACCUGGAGAAGAUGAAGUCUGAAAUAAUGAAACAAAGACAGCAGAUGGAAGAAGAGAGAUCAGAGCUUGAAAACAAGAUAAAGCAGACAUAUAUAGAAAAAUGUGACAUUGAGAACAGCAAAGAAAUAGUUCAGAAAUUAAUGGUUGAAGUGGAAGAACAGAAGCAUGAGAUUCAAUUCCAGAAAGAAGAACUUGACAUUGAAAGACAAAAAAUUGCAGAUGAACAAGAUCUUCUCAUUCAAAAUAAGAGUGAACUGCAAAAUGAAAAUGAACGAAUCAGAAACUUAAAUGAGAUAAUAAAAAAAGAAAGAGAAACACUGAAGGAAAUGGAAGCUCAUCUAGAAAAGAAGAAAGAAGAAAUUAAGAGUGUCAGUGAAGAAACACGACGACUAAAAGAGGAUCUGGAAAAGAUGAGCACAGACGUAAAUAAACAAAACAAAGACCUGAUGAACCAAAGAGACCUUUUAGAACAAGAACGAGAAGAAAUAAAUCAUAAAUGGAAACAGUUACAACAGAGGAUUGAUGAAUUUGAUGCUCAGGUCAGCAAACAAAAGGAACAGGAUUUACCAAAAGAGAAGGGGAUGAAAGAAGAUAGAAAAAGUCUGGAAGAGACCAAAGCCAACGUCAUCGAGAUGAAGACUAAAGCUGAGCCAGAGGAGAUCAAGAAAGAAAAAGAAAAAGAGAAUGAAGAAGAAGAAGAAGAAGAAGAAGAAAUAAGAGUAAUAGUAGAGACGGAAAGAAAAGAACUUUAUCAGAUUAAGAGCGAACUUGAAAGAGUGAGAUCUGAAAUAGAUCAUGAGCAAAAAAAACUAAAUGAUUACAUGAAGAUGAUUGAGCAGGAAAAAGAAGACCUGGAGAAGAUGAAGUCUGAAAUAAUGAAACAAAGACAGCAGAUGGAAGAAGAGAGAUCAGAACUUGACAACAAGAUACAACAGACAAAUUUAGAAAAACAUGACAUUGAGAAAAGCAAAGAAAUAGUUGAAAAAUUAAUGGUUGAAGUGGAGGAACAGAGAAAAGACAUUCAACUCCAGAAAGAAGAACUUGACAUUGAAAGACAGAAAAUUGCAGAUGAACAAAAUCUUCUGGUUCAAAACAAGGCUAAACUGCAAAAUGAAAAUGAACGAAUCAAAAAAGUGGAUGAGGAAAUAAAGAAAGAGAGAGAAACACUGAGGGAAAUGGAAAUUCAUCUAAAAAAGGAGAAAGAAGAAUUAAGGAGCAUCAUUGAAGAAACACAAAGACGAAAAGAAGAUCUGGAAAAGAUGAGCACAGACAUAAAUGAACAAAAACUACAUCUAAAGAACCAAAGAGACCUUCUAGAACAAGAAAGAGAAGAAAUAAACCAUGAAAUGACACAGUUACAACAGAGGAUUGAUGAAUUUGAUGCUCAAGUCAGCAAACAAAGGGAAGAUUUAACAAAACAGGAGAUGGAAGAAGAAAGAAAAAGUCUAGAAGAGACCAAAGCCAGAAUCAUCGAGAUGAAGACUAAAGCUGAACUGCAAGAGAUCAUGCAAGAAAAAGAGGAAGAAGAUGAAGAAGAAAUGAGAGUAAUAGUAGAGAUGGAGAGAGAAGAACUUAAUCAGAUAAAGAGCGAACUUAAAAGAGUGAGAUCUGAAAUAGAUCAUGAGCAGAAGAAACUAAAUGAUGACAAGAAGAUAAUUGAGCAGGAAAAAGAAGACCUGGAGAAGAUGAAGUCUGAAAUAAUGACACAAAGACAGCAAAUGGAAGAAGAGAGAUCAGAACUUGACAACAAGAUAAAGCAGACAGAUCUAGAAAGACAUGACAUUGAGAACAGCAAAGAAAUAGUUCAGAAAUUAAUGGUUAAAGUGGAGGAACAGAGAAAAGACAUUCGGCUCCAGAAAGAAGAACUUGACAUUGAAAGACAGAAAAUUGCAGAUGAACAAGGUCUUGUGGUUCAAAACAAGGCUAAACUGCAAAAUGAAAAUGAACGAAUCAAAGAAAUGGAUGAGGAAAUAAAGAAAGAGAAAGAAACACUGAAGGAAAUGGAAGCUCAUCUACGGAAGGAGAAAGAAGAAAUGAGGAGCGUCAUUGAAGAAACACAAAGACGAAAAAAAGAGGAUCUGGAGAAGAUGAGCACAGACGUAAAUAAACAAAACCAAGACCUGAUGAACCAAAGAGACCUUCUAAAACAAGAACGAGAAGAAAUAAAUCAUAAAUGGACACAGUUACAACAGAGGAUUGAUGAAUUUGAUGCUCAAGUUAGCAAACAAAAGGAAGAAGAUUUAACGAAACAGAAGAAGAUGGAAGAAGAAAGAAAAAGUCUAGAAGAAACCAAAAUUAAAAUAAUCGAGAUGAAGACUAAAACUGAGCCGGAAAAGAUCAAGAAAGAAAAAGAGAAAGAAGAAGAAGAAGUAAUGAGAGCAAAAGUAGAGAUGAAGAAAGAAGAACUUGAUCAGAUUAAGAGCCAACUUGAAAGAGUGAGAUCUGAAAUAGAUCAUGAGCAGAAGAAACUAAAUGAUGACAAGAAGAUGAUUGAGCAGGAAAAAGAAGACCUGGAGAAGAUGAAGUCUGAAAUAAUGAAACAAAGACAGCAGAUGGAAGAAGAGAGAUCAGAACUUGACAACAAGAUAAAGCAGACAGAUCUAGAAAGACAUGACAUUGAGAACAGCAAAGAAAUAGUUCAGAAAUUAAUGGUUGAAGUGGAGGAACAGAGAAAAGACAUUCGGCUCCAGAAAGAAGAACUUGACAUUGAAAGACAGAAAAUUGCAGAUGAACAAGGUCUUGUGGUUCAAAACAAGGCUAAACUGCAAAAUGAAAAUGAACGAAUCAAAGAAAUGGAUGAGGAAAUAAAGAAAGAGAAAGAAACACUGAAGGAAAUGGAAGCUCAUCUACGGAAGGAGAAAGAAGAAAUGAGGAGCGUCAUUGAAGAAACACAAAGACGACAAAAAGAGGAUCUGGAGAAGAUGAGCACAGACGUAAAUAAACAAAACCAAGACCUGAUGAACCAAAGAGACCUUCUAAAACAAGAACGAGAAGAAAUAAAUCAUAAAUGGACACAGUUACAACAGAGGAUUGAUGAAUUUGAUGCUCAAGUUAGCAAACAAAAGGAAGAAGAUUUAACGAAACAGAAGAAGAUGGAAGAAGAAAGAAAAAGUCUAGAAGAAACCAAAAUUAAAAUAAUCGAGAUGAAGACUAAAACUGAGCCGGAAAAGAUCAAGAAAGAAAAAGAGAAAGAAGAAGAAGAAGUAAUGAGAGCAAAAGUAGAGAUGAAGAAAGAAGAACUUGAUCAGAUUAAGAGCCAACUUGAAAGAGUGAGAUCUGAAAUAGAUCAUGAGCAGAAGAAACUAAAUGAUGACAAGAAGAUGAUUGAGCAGGAAAAAGAAGACCUGGAGAAGAUGAAGUCUGAAAUAAUGAAACAAAGACAGCAGAUGGAAGAAGAGAGAUCAGAGCUUGAAAACAAGAUAAGGCAGACAUAUAUAGAAAAAUGUGACAUUGAGAACAGCAAAGAAAUAGUUCAGAAGUUAAUGGUUGAAGUGGAAGAACAGAAGCAUGAGAUUCAAUUCCAGAAAGAAGAACUUGACAUUGAAAGACAAAAAAUUGCAGAUGAACAAGAUCUUCUCAUUCAAAAUAAGAGUGAACUGCAAAAUGAAAAUGAGCGAAUCAAGAACAUAAAUGAGGUAAUAAAGAAAGAGAGAGAAACACUGAAGGAAAUGGAAGCUUAUCUUGAAAAAGAGAAAGAAGAAAUGAAGAGCAUCACUGAAGAAACACGACGACAAAAAGAAGAUCUGGAAAAGAUGAGCACACACAUAAAUGAACAAAAACAAGAUCUGAGGAGCCAAAGAGACCUUUUAGAACAAGAAAGAGAAGAAAUAAAUCAUAAAUGGAAACAGUUACAACAGAGGAUUGAUGAAUUUGAUGCUCAAGUCAGCAAACAAAAGGAAGAGGAUUUACCAAAAGAGAAGGAGAUGAAAGAAGAUAGAAAAAGUCUAGAAGAGACCAAAGCCAACAUCCUCGAGAUGAAGACUAAAGCUGAGCCAGAGGAGAUCAAGAAAGAAAAAGAAAAAGAAGAAGAAGAACAAGAAAUGAGAGUAAAAGUAGAGAUGGAGAGAAAAGAAAUUGAGCAGAUAAAGAGCCAACUCGAAAGAGUGAGAUCUGAAAUGGAUCAUGAGCAGAAGAAACUAAAUGAUGACAAGAAGAUGAUUGAGCAGGAAAAAGAAGACCUGGAGAAGAUGAAGUCUGAAAUAAUGAAACAAAGACAGCAGAUGGAAGAAGAGAGAUCAGAACUUGACAAGAAGAUAAAGCAGACAGAUCUAGAAAAACAUGACAUUGAGAACAGCAAAGAAAUAGUUGAAAAAUUAAUGGUUGAAGUGGAAAAACAGAAGCAUGAGAUUCAAUUCCAGAAAGAAGAACUUGACAUUGAAAGACAAAAAAUUGCAGAUGAACAAGAUCUUCUCAUUCAAAAUAAGAUUGAACAGCAAAAUGAAAAUGAACGAAUCAAAGAAAUGGAUGAGGAAAUAAAGAAAGAGAGAGAAACACUGAAGGAAAUGGAAGUUAAUCUACAAAAGGAGAAAGAAGAAAUAGAGAGUGUCAUUGAAGAAACACAAAGACGAAAAGAAGAUCUGGAGAAGAUGAGCACAGACAUAAAUGAACAAAAGCAAGACCUGAUGAACCAAAGAGACCUUCUAAAACAAGAACGAGAAGAAAUGAAUCAUAAAUUGACACAGUUACAACAGAGGAUUGAUGAAUUUGAGACUACAAGUAACAUUCUUGUGACAACCAAAAUGGAAGAAAAAACAGAAAUGGAUGAAAAACUUCAACAGGCUAUUAAGGAAUAUGAAAGCAUCAUAGAAGAAACAAACAGGAAAAGAACUGAGCUAGAAGAAAUUGAGGUUGAUCAGUCACAACAAAAUAAAAACGUUGAGACCAUGAAAGAUCUUUUGGAGAAAGAGAGAAAAGACACUGAAAAGGAAAGAGAAGAGUUACAGAAACAAGCUGAUGAUCUGGAGAUGCAAAUGAUAGAGCACGGAGACAAAGAGGAGAUGAGCAAAAGAUCACUGGAUGAAGAAAAGAAGCUUUUAGAGCAGAAGGCUAAUGAAAUCCUGAGACAGAGAGACGACUUAGAGAAAGAAAAAGAGGACAUGAUGAAGAAAUGGAACGAGCUGGAUGGUCUUCAGAAGGAAAUACAAAACCAAAAGAAUGAAAUGGAAGAAAUCAAAUGUGAGUUAGAAACUAAAAGGAUUGAAAUUAUUAAAGAACAGAAACGACUAGAGGAGAGUUUAAACACUGUGAAUGAGGAGAGACAAUAUCUGGAGAUCGUGAGGGUUGACUAUGAAAAACACCAGCAGCAAAUAGAGGAGAUGAGAGUGAAAACAAAGAUGGAGAGAGAUGAACUUGACCAACUGAUGGCCAAGAUGCUAAUGGACCGAAAAGAAAAUGAAAGGAGCAAGGACAUGAUAGGACUCCUAAAGAAGGAAAUGGAGCAAACAAAAUUCAAUCUGGAUGCUCAAGAGGAGGAACUGAAACUGGAAAAGCAAAAAAUACAAAAUGAGAAGAAAGAUCUGGAGAUGUUCAAGGCUGAAAUCAAAAGAGAAGCCAGUGAAGUAAAGACAUUGAAAGAGCAGCAAUUAGAAAAAGACACAAAAGCAUUUGAAGCAUUAAAAGAGGAACAUCUACCUGGACAGUUUGUUCAACAGAAGGGAGGAGAAUUUGAACGCAUACAAAUAGAUGAAGUCAAGAGAAUUUUGUCUGAAAUUCACAAGGAAAAGAAGGAACUUGAAAGAAACAAACAAAUCCUUGAACAUCAGAGAGAAGCGCUAUUGGAGAUUAAGAGUAAACAACCAUCAGAGAGGCUGGAUGUGAUUUUGGUUAGUUCAGCUACACAAACAUCUGAUCUAGAAGACAUACCUGACGUUUCAGCCUCUCAGGGAGAGACUGUUGAGAAACACACAGACAUUAUUAAGGAAUAUACAACUUCCAUACCAAAAGAGGAAUAUGAGAUAGAUAAAUUGAAGCAGCAGGGAGACAAAAAGCUCAAAUCAACAAGAGAAGAUACCAAAAUGGCGGACACUGAAGUGACAACACAAUAUAAAUACAUUCCAGAUCCAUCCAUUAUGAUGAAGCUGGAGUCUGGUAAAGAUGAAACUGAUGGCCUUACUGAAGUGCAUACGACAGAGAGAAGGGAACUAGAAAUUACAAAACUUGCUUUACAGAGCGAGCAGCAAGAAAUCGAGAAAAUAAGACAAGACAUUGACAGAGAGAAAAAUGACCUGGAGAAAUACAGAAGCGAUCUGGAAAAACAGUAUGAAGAGAUGGAAAUAUGCAAACAGAAUAUCGAAAAUGAAAGAGCUGAGCUAGAAAUUGAUUUGGAAAACAUCAUAAUUGAGACCAAGAGCAAACAGGAGAGACUAGAAAGCAUAGAAGUCCAACUUCAAGAAAAGAAUGUACAAAUGGGAACCAUCUUAGAUGAGUUGAAUAAGAGACAAGAGGAGCUAGAUGCCAUAAAGGCAAAGACACAAAGAGAGAAAGAACAGAUGGGGCACACAGAAGAAUUGGAAAAAGAUGAGCUUAUAGCCAUACUUCAAAAAAGAGAGGAAAUUGUAAAAAGACACAUGGAGGAAAUACAAAACCAAAGGGAGGAAUUACAGAAAGAGAAAGAUCAAUUUGGAAAUAUGCAAGCUGAGCUCCAGAAGGGACAGCUGGAAAUGGAGAUGCAUCAGUUAAUGCUGAAUUCAGAAAGAGAUGAGCUGAAUGGAAUGAGAGUCAAUCUGGAGAAACAGAAGGAGGAGUUUGAGCUCAUGCAACAAAAUCUGGAAUCCAGAAGACCAGAGAGCCUUUUAGAGGAUAUCCUCAAAGAAAAGAAAAGGGUAGAAGAAAUGGCAGCCCAACUUUCCAAAGAACAGGAAGAGUUUAGAAAUAUAAUGUCUGAGACAAUUAAACGGAUGGAGAAGAUCAAACAAAUUGAGGGAGAAAUAAAAACAAAACAAAUUGAGAUGGCAUGCUUGGAAGAGCUGAAACAAAAAGAGCUGGAUGAGCAAAAAAACAUGAGAGAGUGUGAAAAUCAAGAGCUCCAGAUGAGAAGAGAAGAACUGGCAAAAAUGAAGACCGAAAUUGACAUUGAAAGAGAUGAAAUUCAGAAAUUAAGAAAGCAGUACGAGAAAGAAAAAUGCGAACUGGAACAAAUUAAACCAGACCUGCAGAAAAGAGAACCAGAGAAAAUUGAUGCAGAAGUCCAACAUGAUGAAAUCCAUGGUGGUAUAGACUCUUUGAAAGAAGAGAGAGAAGAAAUCGAAAAGAUGAAAGCUGACUUACAGAACAAACUAAGAGAAGCUGAAAACAUGAGGGAUAUUAUGAAAAGAGAAAAGGAUGAGUUAGAAAAGAAAGAAGCUGAAAUAGAGCAGAUGGCUGUAGAAACAGAGGACAAUGACAGUGACAAAAAUUUACAAGAUGAAAUGAUGAAGAUUGAAGCAAUCCUCAAAGUAACCAAGAAACAAAAAAAUUACCUGGAGCAAAUGAAUGAGAAUUUGACCAGGGAGAAAACAGAGCUGGAAACCAAUUGUCAGAUGCUAGAAAGAGAAAAGACUGAACUGAACAAGAAGGUAAAGGAAACAGAAGAGUUUCACAUGUCCAAAAUGGAGGAGAGAGAGGCAGAGAGAAAAACUAUAGAAAGAGUGAUGGAUGAGAUGGCUGAAGAGCAUGAAAAAAUCAAAAAAGAAAGAGAGGAGCUGGUAAAUAUGGAAGAAGAAAUUAAAAAGCAGAGAAGAGUCCUAGAAGAAAGUAUGAAUGAGAUGACAAAGAAGAAAAGUGAGCUACAACAUGAGAGGUCUGAAUUAUAUAAACAAAAACAACAACUGGAAGACAUGAUAGCUUCAGAAAGUAAGAGGGAUGUAGACACUGAAAGGUCCAGACAAGAUAAAGAGGACGAACAAAUAUUGAAAAGAGAGAGAGAAGAGAUUGCAGAUAUGAAAGAUCAAUUGCUGAAGGAAAAAGAGGACGUUGAAACCACUAAAGAAAGAAUUAACAGAGAGAAAGAACACAUUGAAAAAAUGCAAAGCCAAUUAAAUGACCAAAAAGAAGAAAUGGAUCUUGAAAAUCAGAAAUUAUUAUAUAUGAAGACUGAGAUUCAAGUCAAAACAAAUGCUCUUGAGAAAAUGAUGCAGGAUUUACAAAAAGAGAGGGAAAACGUAAAUGCUUUAGUAAUUCAACAUCAAAAAGAAAGAGAACAGAGGGAUAUACUAAUAGAAGAAAACAAGCGAAAAGAGAAGCAUGCAGAAGCUGAGAUUCAAAGACAGUUCGAGGACAUAGAAAGUGUGAAAGUCAGGUUGGUGACAGAGAGCAAUCAAAUUGAUAAGAUGAAUUCAGAAUUAAAGACUAGAAGUGAAGAACUAGAGAAUCUAAUCAAAAAACAGCAAAAAGAAUUUGAAACAAAAGAGAAUGAAAUGCAAAGAGAACGAAAGGCUUUGGAAAAGAUGAACGCUGAGCUAGAAAGGAAAUCCACUGAACUUAAAAACAAGAUUGAGAAAGUAACUGUCUGGGAAGCAGAUUUACAGAAAGAGAAAAACAAGACAGAAGAGCUAAAGAACAUCUUAGAAAGAGAGAAAAGUGAACUUUACCAAGAGAAAGCUCAAGUACAACAACAAAAACACGAAAUGGAAACCAUUCGGAAAACCAUGAAGAGUGAGAUGGAAAACCUGGAGUGUUUAAGAAAUGAACUUGAAGAUGAGAAGAAAAGCAUGCUGAGUAGACUGUCAAUGGAAAAACAUGAAAUAGAUAAAUUAAAAACAGAGAUACAGUCAGAGAAGGAGAGUAUUGAAGAGGAGAAGAAGACGUUAAAGCAGUUGAAGGAUGAAAAUGAAAGUAAAAGAACUCAAUUGGACAAUACCAUAGAGAAAAUGAACAUGGAUAAACUAAGCAUUCAAAGAGAAAAAGACUCCCUUGAAGAGAUCAAGGCUGAUUUACAAAGAAAGGCUGAAAAACUUGAUGAGGAAAUGAGGAAAGCAGUGCAAAUCACUUCUCAAAUCAGUCAGGAUGCAAAGAUUUUGGACGAUGACAGAGAAAAGGAAGAAGAGCUAAGAUCCAUGCGUGCUGAUAUUGAAAGACAAGCUAAAAUUCUGGAAUCUGAUGUACAGCUACUUCAGACAGAAAAAGAGAUCUUGGAAAAGAGCAAAACAGAGAAUGACCUGCUGAGAGAAGAUCUAGAAAAACAAAGAAAAAGAAAUGACUUGACUUUGCAAGAACUGCGCAAAGAGAAAAUGGCACUGGAGCAGAUGAUUACUGACAUAACAAAGGAGAAAGAUGCAGUAGCAAGCUUGCAGAAUGAAGUAAGUCUUAAACAACAUGAGCUGAAAAACAAAGAAACAGAACUCGAUGAGCAAAGAAAAGAAAUGGAUGACCUAAGAAUGCAGCUGGAAAUGAGGCAAAAUUCUACAAAUAAACAGCAGCAGGAGGUUGAUGUCUUUAUUGUUGAAAACAUGAAAAUGAGAAAUGACUUAGAGAGCAUGAAAACCCUUCUGGAUGAAGAGAGACGGCAGCUGCAAGACAAUAUUAAAACGUUUGAAGACCAGAAGAAUGUUCUUCAUCCAAGCAAGACUGAUGCAGUGCAACAGACAGAUGAGCUUGAGAAAUUCACAACAGACAUAAAGACUGAAAAGGAGCAUGUUGAAAAGGAAAGAGAAGAGAUUGAUGUUUUGAACAAGGAAAUAAUUAAAAGUAAAGAGGAACUCCAAAGCUUGAAUCUUGAGAUUGAAAUGUUUAAGCAGGAAAUAGCAGGGAAAAGAGCUCAGAUUGAAAGUCUUGAGCAAUUAAGAGCAGAUUUACUUGCAGGAGCUGAUGACAUUAAAACAUUGGUGCAGACAGAAAAACAAAUGGCCAUCGAGGACACUGAAAAAAAGACAGAAGUUGAACUGCAGAUGAAUCUACAGAAACAGAAGAAUGAAUUAGAGGAACUGAGGAAUACAAUUGAGGCAGAAAAACAUCAGGUUGAGAACAGAAAGAUCAUGUUAGAUAAACAGCAGAAGGAGGUGGAAGACAUCAUGACAGUCAUCAAAAGUGAAAGAGAUGUACUUGAGAAAGAGAAGUCUGAACUGAACAAACUCAGCCAUGUUCUCAAUGAAAAAGUACAGAGAGAACAAGAAGAGCUUGAAAGGCUCCUUGAGAAAGAAAGAGAUGACAUUGAAAACUGCAAAAAGAUCAUCGAGAGUGAAAAACAGAGUAUUGAAAGGGAGAGAGCUGAGUUAAAGAGACUAAAGGAAGAAGUUGAAGUACAGCAUGAGAGAACUUUGCUGCAACAAGAUAAAAACAUGAUACAGAAAGAAAAAGAGCACCUGGAAGGCGAAAAAGCUAGAACAACAGAGGAAAUUCAUAACCUCAAGGAGGAAAUAAAGAGAAAAUCAUCUGAAUUGGACAUGUUAAACAAAGAGAUUGAAGCAAAACGACAGGAGGAAGAACUGCAUGGCUUACCAGAAGAAAUAGAGAUAGAGGAUCACUUAAAGAAAGAAGAUGAUGUCCUGAGAGAGGAAAUAAUAAAGAAACAACAAACAGAUGCAUCUCAGAAGUUUCAGCUGAAAACCACCUCAAGAGAUGCUGAAACACAAACAUCUUUAGAUGAAAUUACAAAAACAGAUGAACGAAGGCAAAGAGCAUUAGAAGAAACAGUUGCAACAACAGCAAAACAACCCAUUGUGAUAAAGUUAGAGGACACACUCACAUCUGAAGUCCAAGAAAUGAGGGACCAUUUAAACAAUGAAAUUAAAGAGUUGGCGAGAAUGAAGACAAUUAUGAAAAUGGAGAAAGACCAACUGAAACAAGCAAAAUCUGACAUUCAAACGCAGAUGGAGGAAUUUGAGAGAAAUAUGGAGGAAGCCAUGGAGGAGAAAUCAAGAAAUGAAGAAAAGCUGCUGCAACUUACACAUGACAAAGAGGAUUUAUCAAACACCCUUGAUAAGAAAAAUAAAGAAAUAGAGAACAACACAGAAACAUUUCUGAAGAAGAUAGCUCAACUGGAAACAACUAUAGUUUUGAUGAAAAAAGACAAGGAAAACAUUGAAAAUGAGUUACUUCAGCUGAAACAAAUUGAACAGGAGAGAGAAAUCCAAAGAAAGGCAGAUGUUACUUCCACUGAAAAAGAAAUGUACACUGAAAAAGUCACAUAUAAAACAGAACUGGAAGACAGCAAAGAGAAGAUAAAGCCAGACAGAGACAGCACCCUGGAACUGACUGACACUGAUAGUGCCAAAACAGACGGAGAAAGAGAAGCACAAACCUUGGAAACUAAAGUCCAAGACGUUCUCCAGCUAACAGAUGACACCACACAAGACCAAGAAGAGCUACAUGAUGAAAUGGAGAAUAAAAUGAAGAUCAUUCUUGAACUGAAUAAGGCUAAGAAAGACCUGCAAAAACUAAAGGAAGAAUGCAGAAGUGCUGAAGAAGAAAAGUCAGUGAUCAUGGAGAGCCUCGAGAGAAGGAGGAACAGCCUAGAAAAGGUUCAAUCUGAAGUUCUGUCACUGACACAAGAGAUUGAUCAUCUUGCACAGAUCAAGACUGAAAUGCAACAAAUCGAGAUCAAAAUGCAAAUACAGACAAGGAGUGUGGCGACUCAAUGGGAAACUGAUGUUCAAAUUCAACAAGAAGGCCAAGAGCCAAUAGAGACAACAGGACAUAUUACAAAGAAAUCAGAAGAGGAAAUAUCUGCAAAAAAGACAAAACAACCAAUUGUGACAAAGUUAGAGGACACACUCACAUCAGAAGUGCAAGAAAUGAGAGACAUGGAAAUAGAAGAUGUGGCGAGAAUGAAGACAAUGAUGAAAAUGGAGAAAGACCAACUUGAGCAAGCAAAAUCUGACAUUCAAAGGCAGAUGGAAGAAUUUGAGAGAAAUAUGGAGGAGACCUUGAAGGAAAAGUCAAGAAAUGAAGAAACAUUACUGCAACUUCUACAUGACAAAGAUGACUUAUCAAACACCCUUGAUGAGAAAAGUAAGGAAAUUGAGAACAUCACAGUAACAUUUAAGAGAAACAUAGCACAACUGGAAACAACUAUAGCCAUGAUGAAAAAAGACAAAGAAAACAUUGAAAAUGAGUUACUUCAGCUGAAACAAACUGAACAGGAGAGAGAAAUCCAAAGAGGAACAGAUGAUACUUCCAACGAAAGAGAAAAUUAUGAUGAAAAAGUCACAUACAAAACUGAACUGGAAGACAGCAAAGAGAAGAAAAAGCCAGACAGAGACAGCUCCCUGAAACUGACUGAUGCUGAUAGUGCCAAAACAGAUGGAGAAAGAGAAGCACAAACCUUGGAAACUAAAGUCCAAGAUGUUCUCCAGCUAACAGAUUACACCACACAAGACCAAGAAGAGCUACAUGAUGAAAUGGAGAAUAAAAUGAAGAUCAUUCUUGAACUGAAUGAGGCUAAGAAAGACCUGCAAAAACUAAAGGAAGAAUGCAGAAGUGCUGAAGAAGAAAAGUCAGUGAUCAUGGAGAGCCUCGAGAGAAGGAGGAACAGCCUAGAAAAGGUUCAAUCUGAAGUUCUGUCACUGACACAAGAGAUUGAUCAUCUUGCACAGAUCAAGACUGAAAUGCAACAAAUCGAGAUCAAAAUGCAAAUACAGACAAGGAGUGUGGCGACUCAAUGGGAAACUGAUGUUCAAAUUCAACAAGGCCAAGAGGCAACAGAGACAACAGGACAUAUUACAAAGAAAUCAGAAGAGGAAAUAUCUGCAAAAAAGACAAAACAACCAACCGUGACAAAGUUAGAGGACACACUCACAUCAGAAGUGCAAGAAAUGAGAGACAGUUUAAAUAAAGAAAUGGAAGAUGUGGCGAGAAUGAAGACAAUUAUGAAAAUGGAGAAAGACCAACUUGAACAAGCAAAAUCUGACAUUCAAACGCAGAUGGAAGAAUUUGAGAGAAAUAUGGAGGAAGCCAUGGAGGAGAAAUCAAGAAAUGAAGAAAAGCUGCUGCAACUUACACAUGACAAAGAGGAUUUAUCAAACACCCUUGAUAAGAAAAAUAAAGAAAUAGAGAACAACACAGAAACAUCUCUGAAGAAGAUAGCUCAACUGGAAACAACUAUAGUUUUGAUGAAAAAAGACAAAGAAAACAUUGAAAAUGAGUUACUUCAGCUGAAACAAACUGAACAGGAGAGAGAAAUCCAAAGAGGAACAGAUGAUACUUCCAACGAAAGAGAAAAGUAUGAUGAAAAAGUCACAUACAAAACUGAACUGGAAGACAACAAAGAGAAGAAAAAGCCAGACAGAGACAGCUCCCUGAAACUAACUGACGCUGAUAGUGCCAAAACAGACGGAGAAAGAGAAGCACAAACCUUGGAAACUAAAGUCCAAGAUGUUCUCCAGCUAACAGAUGACACCACACAAGACCAAGAAGAGCUACAUGAUGAAAUGGAGAAUAAAAUGAAGAUUAUUCUUGAACUGAAUGAGGCUAAGAAAGACCUGCAAAAACUAAAGGAAAAAUGCAGAAGUGCUGAAGAAGAAAAGUCAGUGAUCAUGGAGAGCCUCGAGAGAAGGAGGAACAGCCUAGAAAAGGUUCAAUCUGAAGUUCUGACACUGACACAAGAGAUUGAGCAUCUUGCACAGAUCAAGACUGAAAUGCAACAAAUCGAGACAAAAAUGCAAAGACAGACAAGGAGUGUGGCGACUCAAUGGGAAACUGAUGUUCAAAUUCAACAAGAAGGCCAAGAGGCAACGGAGACAAGAGGACAUAUAACAAAGAAAUCAGAAGAGGAAAUAUCUGCAAAAAAGACAAAACAACCAACUGUGACAAAGUUAGAGGACACACUCACAUCAGAAGUGCAAGAAAUGAGAGACAGUUUAAAUAAAGAAAUGGAAGAUGUGGAAAGAAUGAAGACAAUGAUGAAAAUGGAGAAAGACCAACUGGAACAAGCAAAAUCUGACCUUCAAAGGCAGAUGGAGGACUUUGGGUCAAAUAUGGAAGAAGCCAUGAAGGAGAAGUCAAGAAAUGAAGAAAAGUUGCUGCAACUUACACAUGACAAAGAUGUCUUAUCAAACACCCUUGAUGCGAAAAAUGCAGAAAUCGAGAACAUCAUUGAAUCAUUCAUAAAGAAGAUGGCACAACUGGAAACAACUAUAGCCAUAAUGGAAAAAGACAAGGAAAACAUUGAAAAUGAGUUACUACAACAGAAAGAUAAAGAAGACAAAGCAGUAGAGACAGAAUUCAGUCAAGAACCUACAGAAGAUGUCAAGCAAAGGAGAAGCAUAGAGACACAAACAGAAGAAGACCAGGAAACAGAUGCGAUACCACAGUAUGGAGAAAUAGAAGCAAUGAAAAGGAGAAUACUAGAAAUGAAGGAAGAACUAAAAAGCAAAUUACAAGACAUCAGGAGAAAGGAAAUGGAAAGACUUGGCAUGCAAAGAGAAAAAAUCGAGUUGGAGCUACAGAAAGCUGAAAUCGAGAGAUACAAUGAAGCACUUCAGCGAGAGAGAGAAACCGACAGACUUAAGCUCAUGGAAAAAGAGAGGGAAAUACUUCUUUUGAGGGAGUAUAUGAUGAUUGAGAUCAAUCAACUGAGAAGCUCAGAGACAGAAGAAACAAGUCCUCAGCAUUUGGAGAUGAUGGAGCACUUCAUCAGUGAUGCAGCAGUAAGAAUGAACCAGUUCAGAAGGGUUACAGACAGAGCCGUGCAAACGCUGAUUUUGGAAAUAGAUGAAGAACAGUUUGGAGGAGCUCAGGGAGGGUCAAGUGAAAAAGUGCAAAGUGUCAGUGCAAGGGCGGAGAUUGCUCUGGAUAUCCUAAGAGAGCACAGGGAGGUGGAAGUGAGAGAAGAAUCCCAGAGAAGAGAUGUAGCUGGGCCAACUUCACGGAGAUCAAGGCUACUGCACUGGAUCAGAAGACGCUGCUGUUGCUGCUGUCCCAGACAUUCUAGAAACACAGUGGAAGAAGAGCAAGACAGUUUAUAAUCACAGGGGCAAUCUCCUCAUACACCAGCAGUGUGCAGCAUCCACCUGGAUGACGCGUUGGCAGCCAUAUUGCAGCAGACCACACACAGAGUGAUGAAGCCAAUUAUCAUAUGGGGAUGGUUAGGAGGCCAUGAUGGACAGAGGCCAGUGGGCAAAUUUGACCUGAAUGCCAGGCUUAAACCCCUAUUCUUUUUGGAAGGACAUCCUGGGAUCCUAGGCCCACAGAGAGUCGGGACCUUGGUUUAAUGUCUCAUCCGAAAAACAGCGCUCACGGAACAGUAUAGAGUCCCCGUCACUAU